AUGAGCUGCACAGAGGUUAUGUAUCAGGCGUAUUAUCCGUAUUUGUACCAGAGGUCUUCGGGCUCGGCCGCUCCGCCGACCAGAGCGCCGCACCAUCAUUUCGCGCCGUUCACCCAUCAAUAUGACCGGGUAAGUGCAACGAGAUAAUCGCCGUCAAUAUUGUUAUCGUAUUUAUACCGCGCGCACACGCCACUGGUGCCCGGGAAUUUUCACUGCCUAGCAUGCCGUUAGUAUAAAUAGAUAAUAACAAUCGUGCGCGGUUCGCGCUCGAUAAAUCGUACUUACUGCGAUAAGAUAAUAAUUAUUCUAGUCGACCCGUGCGAAGCGUAAAUUUUCAAACAAAUAAUAGAUUGUAUACAGUCGUGAAUUAACAGUUUGUUAGAAGAGACGAAUUAAAUAUUGAUAAUUUUACCUCGUUCGGCCGAGUACAAAGGGAGAAAUACAGAUCGUUACUAAAACCCAUCAUCUUAGAUCGAACAAUUCUAUAAGAUGCCUAAUCCGACGAUAGGACUGUAUCUAGUCUAGCUGGAUCUAGAAAUUCAAAUUUAUAUUCGAUAAAUCUAGUUUUUUCCCUCUUGUAUAAUAUUGUGGCUGAAACAAAUUUACUGAGUACUCGUAUUUUAAGCCAAUGCGAGGAGGUACAUAACACCAACCUCUUUUCCCUUAUAGAUGCCAUAAAGUCGUGCGCAGGGAGGAUGCCGGGUAUGUCAUGGCGUUCCCUGCGGUUUGCGAGCAGUUUUUUGUUCUUUACUAUUUAGUGAGGCAUUUUAUAAACCUUGUUAUAAACUGUUGUAGUAAUCAGGUAAUAGGACGUUAUACCCCUAUUUACUAUCUGUCCUACUAUCGGGUAAAAUACAAAAACAAUGCUUAGUAAAACUAGCUUAAUUUUGAUUUUAGAAUGAAAGUACCUAUUAUGAAAUUUAUAGAGAAAAGUAUUUCAGAGGGAAUACCAAGGGGUUUUUUGUACUAUUCAAAAUAUACAGCUCGAUAUAAAAGAUAAAAAACCUUUAUUUUUUUGCUUUUUUAAAUAAUUGUAACUUUUUUAAUAAUUCAUAAUUCAAAAAACACCGAUGACGAAUUUUAUAACAGGUACUUUUACUCUAAAAUCAAAAUUAAGCUAAUUUUACUAAGCAUUGUUUUUGUAUCUUACACGGUAGCUGAACUAAGACAGUAGAUGAGAGUAUAACGUCCUCUUAAGAAAUGUUGACAUUUUUUAAUUUUCAUCAUGGCUAUAGAUAAUAUUUUUAAUUGUGAUUUUUAUCAAGCGCAUUUUAGUGAUAAUGGGAUUUGGGAAUUGGGAUAUCACAUGGACGUUAGUCACGUAACCAUUCACGGUGCUUUGCAGAGUUGCUGCAGAUAACCGUAGAACAGUCUGAUAACAUUAUUCGUAUGACAAUUAUGAAUAUUUUCAUAAUUUUUACUAGAGCAUAUUGACUAUUGUUGUAAACUUUAUAGUUGAGUAAAAAUAAUUUUGAAAAAAAAUUCAGAUUUGUAUCUUUAUGAAAGUGGUUAAAAAUUCAUCUAUUUUGAAGUAUACCUACUGGCAUCCCUUGUGAAAAAAGUCUGCGCACGCCUAUGGGCCAGAUGCCACUGAAUCUGAUUAUCUCCAGAGCCGUGUUCAGGACGUAAUACGGUAUAAUAUAUCCUCGUACGUUGACUAUUUUAAAUUUGUGUAUACCCAGCGAACGUGCUUAUUUUAGAUUUAAAUGAAUUGUUUAAUAAAUUCAAAUUUACAUUCACUUCAGAAUACUUCCUUUGUCCCUUACAAAUCGUAAGUCAUCGAUCGUUCAGAGUGGUAACUUAAUUAUAUCGCUCUAUACCAACGUCGGUAUUUCAGAUUUGAAAUUGCCUAUUUAAAAUGAAAUACAUAAUAUUAUUACCUAACUGUUAAAGAGAAAACUACUAUUGUCUUCGUAAUUAUUAGUGUAAUUAUGUAUUACUUUAACCGUGUAAUCGUACUAUGUAGACAGAUAUUUGUCCAAUAUAUAUAUAUGUAUUAAGGCAUUGAGAUUUCCUACAUUUUGAUGGUUUAGAAUCAGUAUAGGGAUGAGCAUCUGGACCAUGGCCCAUUAUGAAAUUUCAGAUUCAACUAAAAUAUGCUCGUCUGUCAGCAAAAUUCCAAAAAAAGUAUUGAAUCAAUAAAAAAAAAAAUAUAUAUAUAUAUAUAUAAAUAACUUAGAUUAAUAUAUUUUAGCUAGGCACGCAAUAUAUUCUAUUGAAAAAACUGAAUACCUUUUCUACAUAUUAUAACUGCGAAAAUUGAAGGCCACAAAACGCCUUCAACCUUAUAUCGACUAAAAACGUUUUUAAAGAAUCAACAAUGAAAUUUAUCUUAUUCUAUAGGUAUAUUAUCAUAAUAACAUAAUUAUAACCCUUCGGACUCCCAAAAUAUUUUUAACUGGCCUAUCGUUAAAAUAAAGAAAAUAAUUCUUAUACACAAGAGAUUUUAAGAAAUUUUCACUAGGUAAAAUUUUUGAAUAAAAUUAAGAAAUCUUCCACAUGACUAUACUGUUUACGAAAAAAAAAACAGUGACUGUAGGACUUCUGGUAUUUUUAUAUCGAAUUAAUAUCAAAUUUUUGGGACCCCUGUAUUAACAUUAUGAGUAUUUAUAUAAAGCCCAAAAGAUUUUAUCCAUAUAAUAUUAAAAAAAAAAAAAAAAAAUGUUAACUCAUUAUAGUCGAGCAAUAUUGCUAUCGUAUCAUAUCUCUAAAACUUUAUCUAUCUAUUUAUCUAUUCCUAGCUUCGCUCAGAAUCUAAUAUAUAUAUAUGUAUAUAUAUUUAACGUUAUUGAAGAAAUAUUUAGGUAUAAUUACCUAAAUUUUUCAUUUGUAAAUUAUAGGCUUAUAACAUAGAAUAGAAUAGUAUAGACUGCAGUAUAGAUAACAUUUUAAUAUUGUAGAAAGUAUCUAUGGAAGAAUAUGCUUAAUUUAUUCUAGCAGUUAUUUGGGCCAUUUAGGGUUAAUCAAAUAUAUAUCGUUUAUAUAUAUAUAUAUAUAGGACUCCUCAAAGGUUGAUACAUAGAACCCUUAAAAUUAUUCCGCGUUAUCUCAUCUCGGCCAUUGAUUAUCCCUUAUUGAUAAUGGUCACGUUGACUGUCUAUGGCCUGAAUUUUUGUUUAUAUAAUAUUUAUGGAAAGCUACAUAAAUACGUGCGUUACACCCUCAAAGUCAAUAACGGUCUAUAUAGGUAAUUAUGAUUUAAUGAUGAUUUUAAAGGUAUCUCUUUAUUUAAUAUUAUUGUUUUGGUUAUAGGGUUAUAGAGAUUAGACCAUUAAAGAUAUCUCUGAAUUUACUACUAAUAAAUAUUAUUUGUCUAAUAAUAUUGUUAUUAUAUAAGAAAUAUGAAAAUUAGUAUAGGAAAUGUUCCUGGAUAUAUUUGAAAAUUAUUAUAAUAUGAAUAUAUAUAUAUAUAAAAAAAACGAUACUGCUGGUGGGUAUAUCAUUAUUAAAGGUGGGAAGUUGAGCAACGAUGAAUACGUAGUUAUUUGUUGUAUGUAAACAUCGAUCAAUUAAUACUAAAGAAAAACGAUUCUGAGCAAAGUUCGGUUAAACAUAUUUUGAAAUGCGGCGAUGUUUGUUAAAACUUGAAGCGUUUUAUAAGUAUUAUCUAAAAUUCACCUCGUGUUAAAUUUUUGAGAACUUCUAUUUGGCUAAAACAAUUGCAUAGUGCCAAAUAAAACCCCAACAGUUUUAAAUAGAUAUGUGUUUUUAUAAAGUUAUUACAUUAUUUUUUAUACAAUUUAUUAUGAAUUCUAUGAAUCCUAUGUAGGUCAUAAAACUUAUUUUACUCCUUCCCUUAUAUCCCGACUUUUCGGGGUUCGCCAGUGGCGGAUUUACGGGAGGGGGGUCCAAGGGGUCUGGACCCCCCAGACACUGAUAUAAUUUCAAUAAAUGUUGAAAAUCUGCUACUGGGGUCCACUAACUUUGUCCUAAACUUCCACUUGACCCGAUCUCCCACCUCGCAUAUACCAACUGUCCUCAUAUUGUUCUCAAUCGUAUUCAAUCACCUAUUUUUCGAUCUUCUUCUCCCCCUUUUCCUUACUGUUCUUACUGUUUUUGAUUCCUCUCUCUUCGUGACCUACCUAAACCUUCUCUGAUUAUUUCCUCUCAUUUUGUCUACAAUGGAAGCUAGGUAUAAGCUACCAUUUAUACCUUUCAUUCCUUAUCUUUUCUCGUCAUUCCAGUUAUCCACCUAAACAUUCUCAUUUAUGCUACAUUCAUUCUCUGUUCUAUCUUCUUGUCUAUACCGUCAAACACUCUAAAUCAUACAACAUAGUCGGUCUUAUCAAACUUUUGUAGGACUUAAUUUUAAGACUCAUUGGAAUUCUAUUAUCGCAUAAAACAUCUGACACUGCUCACUACAUUAUCCAACCACACUUAAUCAAGUAAUCCAUUUCUUUGCCAAAGUCAUCGUUCUUUUGUACAAAAGAUCCUAGGUACUUAAAACUCAACCUCGUCAAUUACGUUACCGCUUAUUGUCGUUAACAUUUUUGUUCUGUUCAUCCAAACUCAUAUUAUAUAUAGUUCGUUUUACUUCUACUUAUAUUUAGUUAUUUUUCUUCAAAUGCCACUCUCUAUUACUCAAACGUUUCAAAAAACCUAUUACUAACUUCUUCCAUAUUUUCGCUUACCAAAACUUAAUCAUCUGAAAACAUCAUGCACCAUGGUGGCAUGGUACCUCCUCUCAUCUCUUGUCACAAUGCACUUCCGAAAUGAGACAGUUAGCUAAAGUCUUAUUUAAAACACCUCAUGCUGUUUGACAAAAUUUUACACCGGUUGUCGACCUGGCGCAACCCUAUUUUGUCGUCUCUUGCGCCAUGUAGAGGUACCGUGAGAGUAUUCUGAUCCUCUCCCACAGUGAGUGUGUUGAAAAUAUUAUAAAUAUACAUAAUGUAGUAUAAAGUUUUAUCGCCCAUUUACUUAUUGAGUGUUUGAAUGAUAUUCAGCUAAUUACGGGCUAUUUUUUAUAAUUUUAGUAUUGAGUAUUUUGAUUUCCUCCCACAAGGAGUAGGUAGUCAUAAACUCAUUUGAUUAAUUGUUGCUAUUUUUAAAUGAAGUGUGUUGGAAAAAUUUAAUAAUUUAUUAGGUUAGAUGUUCUUUUAAUUUAUAUUAAUGAUGAAUCUACAGGGAUACAUUUUGUGGAUAGUCAAAAUGGUCGACUGUUAACACUUAACAAAUUUGUUUAAAUAUCUACAAUGUCAAUGGAAAUAAUUGUAUAAUUAAAUAUUAAUUUUCUGAAAUGUCCACCUAAACUAUAAAUCAUAAACCUCAUUAAAAUCAUUUAGAGAUAUGAAUUCUAGCGAUAUAAUUUCCUUUCGAAUAACUAUUUUAUUGUUUCAUUUAAAUUUAUGUAAAUGGAACUUAUAUAUGUAAACUUAUAACUUCAUGCUUAUAAACUAAAAUCAUGCAAAUAUUUGACAGCAUGCUAUUGCUUAUAUUUUGUAUAGGUAUCACCUUUAUCGCAAAUUAAUAGCUUUAAAAUAUAUACAGCCAACCACUAAUAUAGACCAUAAUAUUACGGUAUAAUGUAAGUAAUGGUAAUAAUAUGCAAAAUUAAAUUUGAGUUGUUAUUUAUUUUGGAAUAUAUUAUCAUAGCGUUAUUUUAAUACGUAAGCAUAAUAUAGAAUAUUAUUUUAUCGUAUAAAAAAUAUAUUUACGUACUGCUAAAUAUUUGCGUUAAAUUACUCAACUGUUUUCAGAUCCGGUUUAAGUAGAACAUAAUAUGCCGCGGUUGACAAUAUGUGUACCUAUACACGAUGACAAUUUUUUCUUUCUAUGCUUUAAUUUUAUAUACUGUAUCAGUAUGUCGGAAUGGACCACCUGAUAUUUAGAAAAUUUCCCGGAACCUAUACUAGAAUUAAUUUCUUAUACAAUUAUGAUACUUACUCAUCGGCGUUUUUAAACUGGUAAACGUUAAUAUUUGGUUGCCCCAUAAAAUUCGCAUAUCUUUCUUAACCAUCUAGUACCUACUGAUAUACUUUAAAUGAUUUUUUUUUCAAUUUUUUUUAUCUAAAAUGCACUACUGUUUUAGCUGAGUAAUAGUUAUUGUAAGUAAAAUAUUGUGGAUACAGGUACUUUUAUAUAAUGCCUGAUAUAACUCUGCAUUCUGCAAAAGACAAAAGACGAAUCUGUUAUUUUUAAACCACUGUGUAUACAAUGUAUAUAUUUCAUCUACAGAUAACGCAUUUGAAAUAAUUAUAGGAGGUAUACAAAAUAACUUAACAGAGUAUUACAAGCUCAUUAUUAGUUAACUAUAUAUAAAUUAAUUUUUUGUAUUAAUUCAAUUAAAAUUAAUGUAAAGUUAAUAAAUCUUGAAUCGGUAUUUUCUAUUGAAAUGAAUUUAGUUUAAUAAUAUCACUAUUUUAUAUAAGUAAUUUAAAUAAAUAUAAUGUUUACAAUGAACCUUAUGUUAAUGAUAGUUUAGUAUUUACAUAUUUUAAAUAUACAUACAUAAACGAUUUUAAAUGUACCUACAACAAUCUUCAUUAGAUUUAGCUGAUAAGUAUAGAACUUUAAAAGAAAACAACAUUUUCAUUAGUCACUUUUACAAUUAUAGUUAGACUGGUUGCUCAUGGAGUUUAUAAGGAACUGACUUCUUACGCUUCACAUAGAUAUAUCAUGUGUAUUAUAUGAAUGCGAUUUUGCCUGUUGCCUGAAAGAGAUAUGGGUUACUUUUUAAGAGGACUUGCAUUUACUAUCCAACAAACGGCCAGCAUGGAAAAAUUAUGCUUAACACAGACUUCAUAGAACUCACAAAAUUUUUGGUUUGCAAUAAAAGCAUCUAUUAUAAAAUUAAAAGAGAAUUGAGGAAAAUGAUGCACAAAUUCUAAAAUUUGUUUUUAAACUUAUACCAAAAAUGCACUCCCAUUCAUUCAUUAAUAUGAUAUCAUUUUUUGUUACAAUUUAAAAAGGUCUCUGCUGAAAUUAAAAUUAGGUACACAAUACUUAAUUUUUCAUAAAAAAGAGUAAAUAGAAUACCUAUUAUAGAGUUAUAAGCACUAGAUACAUGUGAGUAAUUUUAGAUGACUGUUGUAAGAAUAAAUACAAAAUUAUAAAAAAAACUUAAUUCAUAAGUGUUCCACUAGGAGCAGUCAGGGAAGCAGUGAUGUACUGUUCUUAUCACCUAAUUUUGUAAAAUGACAUUUAGUGCCCACAAUGUUUCUUUUUAUCUUGGCUCGAUAGUCAACUAUAGUCUAUCUAUAAACGUUUCCUACUACCGAUAAUAUUCGUCGUAUAUAAAACAAUUAAAAUAAAAUAUUUUGUUUUUUCGUUAAUCUUACUACCGUUGGACAAUUACUGUUGUAUAUUGUACACUCGCCUUUAAUAUACGUAUCUAUAAUAAUGACACAGUGGUAGAAUGUAUUGUAGUUGCCAAAGUGGAUAUUUUUUUUUCAAUUCAUAGGUACCAUGUGUUUUGAAAGACAUUCACUUUAAACUAUAGUUAUCGAAGGACGUGCGUGCUGGAAUGAGGUGCCAAGUAUUCUUUUGAUCGAAAAGCAAUAGCCAUUUUACCGUCAUCAUCAUUUUAUUUUAGUUGUUAAAAGGAAUUAAUAGAAAUUUACAAUGGGGUGAAUAUAAUAACUGCAGUACCUAUUGUAGUGUUCCCUCAAUAAUAUAUUUUUAAUCGUCCAAUUAUAAUAUUUAAUGUUUAAAAUUAAUUCAAUUAGGUUGUAACAAAUAAUCAAAUUGUUUGUUUAAUGUCGCGUAUCCGAUAUAUAAGUAUAUUUUCAUAGCAUAUUGUAGCCUAUUCCGAGUGACAAAUAUUUUAAUAGGUACUUUAAUUCGUUUAAAACGCGAUGCGUUUCCGCGAUUAACGCAACUAUAAGGAAUAUCCUGUUAAAUUGUUUAAAACAUUCUACACAGCAAUAAAAACAUUUAUAGGCAUGUAAAAAUAUUACUGUUUAUUACAUAGGCAAGUAUAGGUAUACAAAAUAUAAAUCAUAAAGUAGUGAUGCGAGGACAUUUUAUUUUUUUUUGCGAGGCUUAACUAUUUUCUAUUCCUAUACCUAUAGUUACCAUCAUUAUCAUCACCCCUCUUAGGAAUAAAUAUUAAAUCAGUGAUAAAAUAUCGCUAUUGAUUAUAAAAACUGACUGUACUAUGAUUCUACUGUCUCCAUCUAUUUUGGUCGAGACGCAGGUUUAAAAAAAAUAGUUUAGGCCACGCUACCAUUGAUAAAACGCAUUCAUAUAAUUAUUAUGUGUUUUUUUUAUUAUUAUUUCAUUUUAUAUUAUUACUUUUGAAUUUUUUUAAAAAAAACUACUUAUUCUUACAUUUCUUUAUAUGGACUAAAGUAUUUAUAAGUAUAUAGCUAUGCCGUAAUGGUUAGUGCUUAAUAUAUUGCAAUUAAUACAUUAUAUUUAAUAUCGUUACUUUUCACAACUUUUUAGUCAUAACGCAGUCUGCGUGUAUUUUAUCGAUCUUAAUAAAAAAAUAAAAAAAAAUAUUUAUCACUUUUUGCAAAAUAUCUUAUUUGUGAAUUUGAAAUGGAUUAGGUAGGUGUAUAUAUAGGUAUGCAUUUUUAUUUUUACACAAGGACAAAAUAUGCACCAGGAGGUAUAUUAUCGUGUAUAUUAAUAUUGUCGUUUGCCCCGGGACUCAAAAUCGAAUAAAACUCAAUGGUUUUAAUAUUCACAAACUAAUGGCCUUGUAAUGCUUAAAAAAAAUAAUGUUUUAUUGUACCAGACUUUGUCUAUAUACCUAUAAAACAAAAAAGUAGGUAACUAUUAUUACAGUAAAACUUUUGAAUUCACCUAAAUGUAAUAGUUAAACGUUAAGACGUAUAGGUAUUAUUUUAGCACGUGUUCAAGUUGUUAUUCAGUUUAUUAUAUAUGAAGUGAUAUGCAUUAUAUUAUUUCAAACACGUUCACACAGUAAACUGCAUACAGAGAUCUAAUCAACUGCAGCGAUAUAAUAAUAAUUAUAAAUUUAAUAAUAUAUAUAUUUUUUUAUACAUAUAUAUAUAUAUAUAUAUUGUUAUUAUAUCUAACUUGCAUGAUUUCUACUUCUUUAUUGGUUUAGUUGAACACAUUUUAUAACAUCGUUUUCUUGGUUAAUCAUUACCUAUUUUCGAUGUACGCGCGCGCGUAUAUAAUAUACUGUCGUAUAUAAUAGUCAGGAACCGGUUGUUUUGGAAAACUUGUCUUUUUAAAAUCCUACACUGCCUGCCGCAGAAUUAGAGAGAGAGAUACCAUAUAGUUAAUGUCUGUCGAUUAAAUUUGAUAUCUGUUUACAUGAGCAUUAUAUUAUUAACCUCCAACAAAAAAAAAAAAACACGCGUGUGUGGUUUAUACUAACACAAAUAUAGAUGUGACCACAGUCGUCGGUAUACCUAAUGCGUAUAAGGGUUAAUAAAUAAUAAAUUACAUUUAUGAGAAUAUUAUAAAUUUAUAACUAAUAAAUGUUACGAAAAAUAAAUGGAAUAACAUAACAUUUUAAUAUUUGAGUACAUAAUAUUGCUAAUACCUAGGUAUACCGAAUAUUAAUAAAUUAUUAUAAACGUCAUUAAUUUUUUUUUUUCUUGGCAGCACAAUACAUUUAAGGAAAUGCAAAUUUCCUGCUAAAUAUAUCUAAUAAAUAUUUCAUUUAAAAAUAUCAAGUGCUAAAAUAUUAUUUUAUUAUUAUUAUACUAUUGUUAUUAUUAUUAUAUUAUUUGAGAAUAAAUUUUAUUUUAUUUACAUCAUAGGGAAGUACCUCUGCCUAACGAAUUUCACAUUUAUUUGUUCAAAAUUAUUAUACAGUUAAUAAUUUUAGAUUCUGAGCGAAGCGAGGAAUGUAUUGGUUUUACAUUGAUGUUCAUUUUUUUUUUUUAUGUAUAAUUUUUUUAUCUGUAAACAAAUCUUUCUUUACUUUUCUUCGGUUAUCAAAUUUAGUAAGUUUUCUGAAAGGAAAUUUACGUAAUUUAUUAUUUUCAAUUUUUGCAAUUCAGUUAAAAAUAUUCAAAGAUGUUUAAAAUUUUGACAUAGGUGCUUUAAAUGCUCAAACAAUUUUAUUUAUCACUGCCUAUAGUUAGUGCUUGGACAUGGUUGAUAUUAUUUCUAAAUAUGUUUAGUUGUAUGAAAAUGAACCAUUGCUUUCAAAAGCCAGCAAAAUGUACAAACAUAAUAUGUAAAUAGAAAAUAACAUGUCUACAUACAAAUAAAAUACAAAAAUGUCCGGCGGGAAAACGUGAUAAUAUUUUUAAUAAUAGGUAUUAUUAAUAAUGCUGUGUGCAAAUUUCCACACCACCUUGGCUCGAUAAACGACAGUAAAAUAAUUUACGUUAUUUAAAAAGCAUAUGAGGUACUGCACGAGGUGCGUUUUUGAUAUAGUGGUAUCCCCGAGUAGGCCUAAUCCACUGUAAUGUAGUAGAGCAUAAAUUAUAUAGAUACUUACUUACGUGAUUAUCGUUAUUAUUGAAGUUUUUUAUCAUCGAUUUUUGUUUAUCGAUUGCUGGGCUUUCAUUUUUUUAUUUUUAAAGUUUUGACUAUUGCAUAGUUUUUAUCUUGUCCUAUAUAACAGUUAGGAUUUCGAUUGCUGUUAUCUUCGUUAUUAUUUAACGUUUUUCUUCGAUUUUCAGAUAAUGUCGGUACUGGAUUGAAGUUAAUAUUUACUCUUGCCCGCACAUGACUAUUUUACUGUUAUUUUACUUUUACUACUAUAACCUAGUAAUAAACACUAUAAUAAUAUAACAUAACCGUUCUCGUACUAAAAAUAGUGCUAAAAAUCAGGUGCCUGAUUGGAAAUCAAACUAGAGUCUCUGUAAGUAGAGCGGUGGCUCUAACAAACUGAGCUGCCUGUAGCUCUGACCCCUAACACUUUUUCGGCAGACUUAAACGGUCGUGGGUUUGGAAGGUUGGUAGAGUGGCAAUAUAUCGUACACUGUUAAGAAAACGUUACGGUGCUCGGGUAAGUCGUGCCAGAUUUAUACCUGCAGUAAAUUGCGUUAAGCUUAUAUUUAGGUAGCCUAUAGCGCAACCUUAAAUUUAUAUAGAAUACGAUCACCGAAUCCCGGUUGUUGCUGUUUGCAAAUUUUGAUUAAUUUUAACAUAGCAAUAAUAUUCGGCUCGGGUGAAUCAAUAAUAUGCCGGAAACGAUAUUCCGCUGCUUGAUCCUUUCUGCAGUAGUAGUCUUGACUUGAAAUUUAAAGUGUUCGUGUGCAAAUAAAUCGAUAAUAAAUGUGUGAUAUUAUAAAAAAAUACCUAUUUACGAGAAGGUAUAUAGUAUUGAAAAAAAAAAUUGAAAACAAUAAAUUAAACAUAAGAAUGUCAAUAAUAUUUAUGAAACUAACAUAAUUUACUACAAUUAUUAGAUUAAAUACCUACCAUUAUGCAGUUUAGUUGGUAUAACGACAGUAAACAAUUUAAUAUUGGCCAACGCGCUCAUUUUCACAAUAUUUAUACUGCCGUUCAAAUAAAUUAAAAUUAAAUAAAUACUACUAUAUUAUACAAAUAAAGUAUAACGUAUUCGUUAUACUCGGGAAAAUUAGCGGGGAAUAUCGAGCCACCGUAUAAUUUUUGCGAGUAGAUACAUAUUUUGUAAACAGAACAGCAUAAUUUUGUAUUAAUUUAACACAUACUGUACUAAGGAAAAAUGUGUUACAGUUUAAUGAAUUCCCACUUUGCGUUAUAUAAUAUUAUCUUAUUUUUUAUCUUAUAAAUUAUGGUCUAUGCUUACGUUUAAUGAAACAAUAUCGUACAAAAUUGAAUACUAUGUCCUUUUUUUUUUUUAAUUCGUACAAAUAAUACUUUAUGGUUUUUCCUACAAAAUGCACGAGUUAAUAUUUUUCAUGUUUAUGUAUAAAAUUAGUUAUUGGUAUUUAAUCAUUACUGCUGGUUAUCCUCACCCGCUUUGUCUCUCUAUUAUUAUAUUCCGCGGUCAGUUAUUUUAUUUAUAGUGCGAAUGCUUCCACAUUAAGUCGUUUGAGAAUUCCUAUAUAUAUAUAUAUAUAUUUAGGUGUAUUAUUUGUUUAUUUGGACCGCCGACCCGGGAGUUUGAUUUUCCAAAAGGCCGUGUGAAAAUAUUUCUCAGGUAUAUUAAUAUGUAUAGUUUAUAGCAGCGAGAGAGCAGCAAAGAGUGUACGUGAAACGAAUACCCGCAUGCACGCAAAUAAUGCAAUCUAUACUCGAAAGAAACAUUUAAGAUAUUUUCAUACUGACAUAAGCCUAAUGAACAAAUUGGAAUGGCUAAGAUGAGUGGGAUUCCAUAUUAUCUUCAUGUUACCGUGUGUGUGUGUGUGUGUGUGUGUGUGUGUGUGUGUGUGUGUGUGUCCAAGUGGGCAGGCGCCCUUUGUACAAAUUAAAAAAAAAAACUCGAGGAAUAAUUCGUCAUAACAAUUAUAUAUGAAUAGUAAGGUAUAACAUGUGAAAAUUCUUGUUUUUCCGCAUAAAUAUGGGGAAAAUCAUAUCGUAUAAUAUUUAUGUACUAUUAUUGUUUUUAUAGCGAAUUUUAUAUAAGUAUAACGGGACGUGGUGUAUGGGAGAGAAAAACAAACAAAUUGUGAAAAACAAUAAAAUUACCACACGCUGUAAAGUUUAGUGUGUAACGUACAAAUCCCGUGUUAAAGGUAUAUACGGGUAUGUAUCCAUGUUGAUUUAUGGUCAUAAGAGGCAGCCGGUGUGUGCCGGGACACGAGGAAUGUUCUUUUAAGUCCGGCCCGACUCCGCAUUCCUACUGUAUCUGGUCCAUCUUACAAUUUAUUCUUGUUUAGGUUUUUUUUUCUUUUAUUAUUACUAUUUUUUUUUCUUUUUUUUUUUUUUUUUUUUUACUUUUUUUUUUUUUUUUUUUUUUUUUUUGCUUUUACAACAUAUAGUCUGUUAUAGCAGUUGGUAUAUAUAUAUAUGUAUAUACACAACGAAACGCAGCAAUAUGAUGAUAAGACAAUUGAUGUUUUUCGGAAGAAAAAACUUUGGGCUACCACUUUUUUUUCAUCAUCAUCAUCGUCAUCAUCUGCAGCAGUACGUCCUUUACACUCAACCGGUUUCACUGUGCUCUUUCGUCUUGUGCGUUGUGUAAUAUUAAUUGACCGUCAUUAGUCUAAAGGACCGGGGCUGCUGCGCCGAACAAUCUUAUAGUAUUAUUUAAUCCAAUCAACACGUAUACAAGACGUAUAUACAUAUUAUACGAUAUAUAUAUAAGCCACAAUAUUAACUCACCGCGAUUACAAUAUUAUAUGGAAUAUUGAAUUGUAACGAAAUAGGCACAGACAGCGUUCGAUAAUAUUUUAUCGAUUAAAACGUUUAAUAUAGCACACGACGCACACGACUGAAUAACACGUUCUUAUCAAUAUAAUAUUAGGAAACUGAGGAUUCGAGCGAUAAAAAAUAAUUUGUAUUUUAAAAAAACUAUAGGUGAUUUUUUAUUUGAAUAUCUUCUAUACGCGUCCACUUCCUUCUCUAACAGUUCAAAGAUCUAAUUUUCCCCCAUUCAUUCUCAAAUAUUAUCCUGUAACCACCACUUUCCUAAUAUCAAACGCAUUCCCUACAGAUUGUAAUAUACAGAGUACCUAUAACUGUAUCUUAAUUAGUGAUUUUUAUCGGAUGUAUAUCUCAUUUAUUAUCUUAAUAGGUAUACAUAAUUAUACUAACAAUCUUUAACCGUUGAUCAAAAUAAUUAAAUUGAGUACAAUUUUACAUUAUUAUCGUACGAAUAAUUUCUUGAUAAUUUGAUAUUGAUUAAAUUACUAAUAUAUUAUAUGUGUAAUAAUGUAUUAAUAUAAACAGCAAUAAAUAUAGCAACAAUUAUGUGUUUUACCAUAAUCUGCCAGCAACAUAAAGGGUGUCCAUUGUACUUAACCGUACGUUCGUCUGGACACAGUGAAGCUCCUUAAAACUGGCCCGAAACAAAUAAAUAUGGUUUAAUAAUAUUAUAGUUUAGGUGUUUUUAAGAGAAGUGCUCGUUGGUUAUGAAGGAAUAUACGAUUUGUUCGUGUGAAUGAUUCUAUUAUAUGAUACUAACAUAAGUGAAAUUUUUCGUAGAAAUUAUCAUUAUGCUUUGUAGUUUGUUAAAUUUAAGUGAAGAAAAAAAAAAAUGAAAAAUCCGUUAAGAGUAACCUAUACGUUAGGUAUUAUUAGGAACACAAAGCGAAUCGUAUUACAUCGCACAUAUACAUCUACCUAAUAUAUUAUAUAGUUUUAAAACGAUUUUAUCUUUUUUUUUAUGUAUAAUAUAUUUAUAUUCUACAUGUAAUUAUUCAUAUUACUAUAUUAUAACUAUAUGCGUGUAUAUUAUGUAGAAUUGUCUAAAAAUCGCCAAUUGAACGUUGACAAUAUUUUAUCUGUUUACAGCUGAGGGCAUUGGAAACGCACCAACAGGCGUCCACAUCUUCGCCGAUCGGCGGUAGCGAUUCGCCAGCAAACAGAUGGACAACUAUAGCCGAUCACGCGGACUCGCACCACAGCAGCGUCGGUUCGGGGGCGUCCAGCGUCGGCCCGGUGGGCGGCAUCGCGAGCCCAGCGUCGUCUCCUGCCACCGCCAACAGCGUGUCCGUGGUGCACAAAGAAGAAGAUACGUCCAGAGAUGGUGAGAAAUUUGCAAAUGGUUUUAAAAUCAACACAAACCUACAUGAUAUCCGUAGUUGUUAUUUUGUAUUUAUAUACUUACACGAAUCGGGGGUGGAACCAGGAUAAGAAAACGGAGGAGAGGGCGAUUUUAAAAAUGCAUAAUAUGAAACACACAUUUAUGGCGAGUUUAAUGAUGAAUCAAGCUAAGUUUGCCAAUGGUUUAAGAGUAUAUUGGAGAGUAAACGGGGAAGGGGCGAUUGCCCCAAUCGCCUCCACCCCUUAGAUUCAUCCGUCACUGACGCGUAUUUAUAUGUAUGGUCUGGAUUAAUAUGGUCUAUAAUAAAUUACUUUGAAUAUAUACUGUCAUAUAAUAACAGGUUUUACUUGUGGGGUAUUUGUUCCGCGUGAAUUGAAUUAUAUCAAUAAUUAUGUAUUAUAUUCUCGAAAUACACUGUCCAAGAUCAUAAAAAAUAAAAUAAAUAAAUAAAUAAAAAAAAACCUUUUAUUGAUUCACCGUACGAGAUUAAACGAAUAAUAUGUCCUCCUCACAUACACGUUGCGUCGAUACGAUUUCAUGUUAUGCACGAACCGUUUUUAUUUAUUUUGUCCUAAACUUUUUUAAUAUAAAAACGAAAAUUUAUCUCACCGCGAAGUUCGUAUACUGCACGAGAUGAUGUAUAAUAUAUUCAUAAAAUAUUCGCGAUUAAAUAUCUCGCGCGCAUGCAUACCUCCGAUAACGCAACGAGUCGCGCAAACCGAAUUUUAUAAUAUACAGGUACUGCUAGAUGUACUUAGCACUUGCAUAGCUAGCUAGAUACUUACGAGUUUAAACCACGACAGCUUAUUAGAUACGUAUAACUUAAACCUUGUAAAAUUUAAUAAUAUAUAACUACAUAUUAUAGUGCUUAAAAUAAACAAUAAAUCACCUAGACAAACUGUUAAAUUUCAUCAUUAUAAGUUCUUACAAAAAUUAAAAUACAAAAAAAACUAGUAAAUUGCAUUUUAUAUUUUAUUUUAACUAUAAUAAUAUUUAUUUAAGAUCAUAGACACUUUUAUAAAUACUUGAUAAGCAAAAAAAAAUAACUUUCCAAUUUCAUAUUAGAAUUGUUGAAUCUAACUACUAUGGUAAACUACCUAUGAUAAAUCUUAUUUGAGUUAAUGUCAGUGGCUUACUUAAUUAUAAAAUAGACAAUUUCCGAAAGAAAACAGAAAACUUAAUAAAAAGUAUUUUUAUUUUUUUAGUUCUUCGAAAUAAACAAAAAAAUAAUUUUCAAUUUCAAUAGAAAUCAAUUUCCACAGCACUCUGCUAAAUUUUGUGUCAUGCCAACAAAAUAAGUAAAUGCUAUAAAUAUCGAACCCUAUUUAUGAUGUAUAACUGUGUCAAUUGGUCGAUAUUUUUGUUCAUUUUCUGUUACUUACAUUAAAGACUAAGACUUACGGUCGUGCUUAUAGAAUGAAGGGUUUUAUAUUCUCCCAUUGAUCUUCUUUGAAGGAGUAUUUCAGCAAUUUCCACUUAAAAAUAUGAUUAAUAAUUUUAUAUCUUUAACUAGUUGUAUUUAGAUUCGCCCACCCUCAUAUCUCAGAUUUUUUUUCACAUUUUAUUAUGAGCAUCUUUGUUCAAAAUAUAAUAUAAUGAUAAACAUAAUACAAUAUACUAUUAAUAUGGUUUCAUAAAUUUUUCUUAGAAGUAUUAUAAAACGUUGAGUUUUGCUUUUAAUUUUAUUAAAAUAAUUCGAAAGCUACGUAAGUUUAAUAAUAAUAAAAAAAAAAACUCAAAAUGUUCUCAACUAAUAAACUAUUCAUAAACAAUUGGAAUUUCUAUAUUUACCACUCGAUAUAAUAUGUUUAUUGGAAAAUGUUUUACAUAUAUUAUAUAUCAUUUAAUUUUCUUUUUCAGAAUUUUCUUUUAAAAACAUAUUUGCUAUUCAUAAUUUGUAUGGUUUUAAAUUCUGAGUAUGGCGAUGAAGUUACUAUAGUUUUUAUAAGAUGUGUGUUUUUUCUCCGAGAAUUAUUUUUACAGUUCAUUCCUUUGGUCCAGUUUUGUUUUUUUUUUUUGCUAGAUAAAUUUAUUUACUAUACCUUUAUUAUAUUUACUAUAUUUAUUUUACCUUAAAAAAUGCGGAUUUUUAGCCCUAUGGGACUUUAUUUGAGAAAAUGGUCUAGAUUUCCACUAAAGUUUCCAUAUAAUUUAAAAACUAACAAUAAAUGUCAAUACAUAUGUUUUAUUUUGUCAAUUUCUGGAUUAUGCACAAGGGAAAGAAACACUACUAUAAAUCGUUUUUGGUUGCAUUCAGUAUAUACAUUUAAUUAUUCUAUAUCUUUUAAACUUCAAUUUACUUAAACGUUGAUAACACGGUCGAUAGAGGAUAACAGAUUGGUUAAAACUAAAUUUUGAUAUAAUGUAUUUAUUAGUGUCUAGUGAUGUUUGCUGUUAUCGGUACAUAAAUUUAUCAUUCACUAUAAUGAACUCCGUCGCAGCGUUGUCCGUGACAACCAAAUGUAUAUGUAAAUACAUAUAGGUUGGCAACCAUUGAAUUACUUUUUUCCCCUUUUGUAACUUUAUAGUUACAACUAAAAUAAAUCGAUAAAACAAAAGACUGUUACUGCUUAUGGGUGUUCACUGUUCACUGUUUUAGGACGGAAAUUAAAAGGGAGAAUAUAUUUAGUAAUUUAAUGUAUAUAUCUGUAUCCAAUUAUUACUGGUAAAAAACUAGUCUGAGCAGAGAUUAUUAAUCGCAUUUUCUCUUAUUGCCUAGAUAACCCAUAAAUCGAUAAAAAUUAUACAACAAAUUGUCAGUUUUUCCUAUUUAUCUAGAAAACUACAAAGUAAAUAAAACAAUUAUUCCCAAAUGCAUCACUUAGUAGACUAGUUAAAAAAUUCCAUAAUAAAGUUUUUGAUUGAAACAUGAUUUCUGACAGAACAUUUGUUGAUGGACACAUAACAAAAAACAUCAUAGGAAAACUAAUACAUUCGAUUCGCCGCUUCGCUCAGAAUCUAAAAAUUUAGGUCCAUCAUUUAUUACACGCACACACCAAAUACUUAUUUUUAUUAUACUGUACACAUAGCUGUCCAACACGGCGGCGUUGCUCGUGACAAAUUAAUUAAAUACACGUAAUUAAUAACAGUAUAAAUAAAUAAUAUUUUUUCUUCAUUCGUGUCUUCAAGGUAACUUCAAAAAAAAAAAAAAAAACCCGAAAUUUACGUAUUUUAAUGAUUAUGGAUUUAUGUGGAUGCAUCUUUUAGGGAUACAACGAUAAGUCAGUAAAACAGUGAGUAAGUGGAAUUUGCCUUUAUAAUAUAGAUAUCCGAUAUUUUAACGAAAAUAUUUCGUUUUAAGUUUAAAUGUCACUGUGAUGCAGAUGUAUUUUAGUGUAUACAAUUUAUAAGUACUUUAAGAAUAAAACGUGCCGUUAUAAUAUAAAUAUUCUUAAAAGACUUUAAAUAAGCGUUUAUUUUAUACAAAAGAUAAUAUCGUCCGUACUUAUAUAUAUAUAUAUAUAUAUAUAUAUAUAUAUAUAUAUAUGUUUAGUAUUAUUAAAGGGUGCUCUUCAAUUAACGUGCCCCGCGGAAGAAGAGCUUUAUAUUCUCGUGAUAUUGAGAUUAAUCUGCAUUGUCGUCUUGGAAAAUUCCACGGAGGCGUCUUAAUAAACAUUAUUUUAUACUAUAUUAUUAUAAUGCACAACGUGGCAUAAUUGCGGUACAUAAAUCGUCUUUUUUUUCCACAAAACUUUUUUUAUCGCGAAUUGUAAUUCAGUCCACGCCGGUAUACGUAUAUAAUAUGACUUAACGAGGUGGUAAUGUAUUCAAAAGAGGGAUAGUUUUAAACUGUUUUUUUUUUCUGCUUGUUCUUUUUCGCGGUCGUUGUCGUUAACGAAAUUAAGACGGAAACGGAAAAUAAGACAUAAUGAAGUAUAUAUAGUAGCGCGCGCGCGCCAACGAUGACGGAUUUAAAAAGUUUUUUUUCGCCUUCCGCGAAAAAACCGCGGUGUUUUUAUAUUCGUGUGGUUUUUUUCCGCUGGUCGGGUUUUUUUAAUUUUAUUUUUUCUUACUCCCGCAGACGUUCGCACUGAAAUGGACGAGGACGAGGAGAACGUGCAGGAUAACUCGAGAACGCGGGACAGGCGCACCGCCGCACACGCGCAAUACGUGUCCGUCAAUUGCGUGGUGUUCACCCACUACACCGGUGACGUCGCCUCCGUGGUGGACGAACACUUUUCCAGGGCGUUAAACAACGACCAGAAACUCAACAACGCGCACCAGACGUCAUCCAAAGGUGAGCGGGCCGUAACGAAUUUCGGUUUUACAUAAAUAAUUUUGAAAACGUUUCUUCUAUUAUGUAUAUUCAAAUGUAUUUACUGCAGAUCGACGACUAUAAUCGACAAAAUCAUAAACGUCAUGCCCCGGGGGGCUUGAGCGCCCUGUCGAAAUAUUUCUAGGGGUCAAAGCAUUCGUUAGACACUAGACCAGAUGAUUUUUAAUAUGGAUAUUAUACGUAUAAAUUAACUAAAUAUUUAAUUUUUUUUUAAAUUUAACUGAUAAAAAACUUUUAAAAUUUUUAUCAGCUAUCGUUACCACCAUAUAGACCUUAUACUCAUAGGCGGAGCGUGGCCUCAGUUCCCGCUAGUCAUCGAGAAGUGCGCUGGAUGCUCCGUCUACGAGUAUAACUGUGUGAACGUAAGCUUGAUGAUUUUCUGUGAGGGGGUUUAGCUCUAACAAAGUUCUUUACGUACAUGUAUACAUACUCAUUAUUCACGGGUGUAGUUACCUCCUUAUUUCCCUUAUAAAUAUUGGUAACAUAAAAAUAUAAUAUUUUAGAUUUUACAUUAUUAUCUCGUACUUUUUUAUAUUUCACUGAACUCAUUAAAAAGAAGCUCCUUCCAAUACUUAAAUUUUCUUUUUUAUCUACGAUGUAGAAAAAACCUUUGAAAUAUUUUAGACAAUUUUGGAAAUAAAAAUAUAAUGAGAAAAUCUUUUGAGGUUGUCACAAUAUGAUACUUCUAAAGAUAUUCUUAUAUAUUUUACUGUACAUAUAGAUAUUAUACUCGUAUAAUACCAUCGUAAUUAUAUCGAGUGGACUUUUUACUAAAAUAAUUACACACUCUUGUAAAUUUUUGGUGUUUAUUUUUCCCAUUCUCCUCAUCACUCUGUAUAUAUUAUUAUAAUUAUCAUAAUUUAAGUGUAUUUUAACCCCCCUCCUCUUUUACGCCCUCUCUUUGCGGACACCCUCCUACAGCAGCACUGCAUCGUCGCAAUCGAGAAACGACCUUAACUAAGAAUGCGUUUUCGCUCUGAACUGGAAGCGGGGUGGGGGACAAAACAAAAAACUCAACAUCUCUCACAGAUUGCGACGGUUUAUUUUUUUUUUUUACCUCGAAAAAUCGUUUUGUCUUUCUCACAUCAUCCCGCGUGGUGCGGUGCGGCUUGGUGCUAUAAAUGUAUACAUUAUAUUAUACACAACGCAUUAUUUAUUGUUUAUAUGUAUAAUGUACAUAAUAUAUAUAUAUAUAUAUAUAUAUAUAUAUAUAUAUACAUAAAAUUUAUAUUGACCGCGUGAGAAUUUAGCAUUAUUUUAAUAGGUUUUUAAUUAGUACAAGAAAACUCUUUCACUUGUAAAACACCUCCGGACAGGAAUGCGUCUUCCGUCGCGAAUCCGUGAAACUGGUUCUCCGACGACAAUCAUAUAAUACUCGUGCUCACGCGCCGCACACACUGCCAAAGAUCGCUCGAGCGCACGCCUGAGCCUAUAUGGAAUAACACACGCCGAACUCGCAAAUAUAAUUUUUUUUUUUUUUCUACAAUGUCACAUUACAACGUCAAGUUUCAGGGACACUAAUCGUUCGCGCACGAUAUUCAUAAUAUUACUGUCGAUCGUAUAUACUCGCAAAGAAUCUUGCACUUUAGUUUAAUAUGUAACUACGAUGUUCUAGUAUUAAAAGAGCGUAUCAACCAAUUCCUAAAUUAAAAAUUAAAUCUAAUCAAAUUAAUAUAAUACACUUGUUUAAUGUUAAUACCUUCUUUUUAAUUGUUGAUAUGUUUAGUAUAAAAAAAAAAUGAUGUCCAUCAAGUAUCGUUGGAGAUAUGUCGUUCUAUUACUAAAAACUACUUUAAAAGUUGAAUAUUAUAAGCUAAUAAUCAAAAUAUAAUUUUAGUUGAUACGUUCCUUUAAUACUACACUCUCGACUAUACGUGUUUAUAUCGCAGCGUAUAGAAUUUAUAGUAUAAAUAUAUAUAUUCCACUAUUUAGGCUAAACGACACGAUUUUUUUUAUUAAGACACGCGCAACACGUAAUAUUAUCUGUAUAGGUAUUACUCGAUAAUCGAUAUUACACCUAUACUUAUAUUACGUGUAUCAUGCCGAUUUUAAGAUAUCUACACCACACACGUGUGUAUAAUCACAAAAAAAAAAAAAUAAGAAUAAUAAUAAUUAAAAACCAAUAUGUUAUUGGGUUAAAUCGGUAUGCUAUGUAUGGUUUUUUGGUCGUGAUAUUUAAAAAUAAUUUGAGUUAUUUCAAGUUAAUAAAAAAAAAAAAUCUUUUUCAAGUUGAGUAAUAAUUUAAUAUGAUAAUUAAUAUACAAAUUAUCUAUUUAUUGAGAUGUGUAAUAAUCAUGUUUUCGUGAAACAUAAAUAAUAACCAAUAUUUUUAAUGAAUUAGUAUUUUGCAUUCAAUAUCUUGUUUUGUAUGGGGGGAGGAAGAUAUAAAACCCAUUUAAGGGAUACCAGUUUAUUUUGAAUAUGGUACACCUUGCGUAUGCCUAUAUAAUUUUGAUAAUAAAAUUUCGUAAUAUAUUUAAGUCAUGAUAUUUAAAGUUACUUUUUUAGUAUUUAAUAAUGACAACUAUAAUAACACAAUUCACAUUUUCCUAUGUGCAAAUUACUCUAUAUCUAAUAUUUUUACAAAUGUAUGUUUUAAUAUUUAAUGUUAUGUUAUUACUAAAAUAUUGUUAUAAUUUUAAAUUUGUUCGUAGGUAUUCGAACGUAGUAUAUUUUUUAGCAUAUAUUACAUAAAUAACUCGUUUUAACUAUAAAGUCAUUGAUAAUAUAAUGUGUAGUAUCGCCACGUCAACGCUAAAAUAAUUAUUGUUCACCGCAAUACCUAUACGAUUAAAUAUAUUAUUUGUUUAUCCGCGAUUGAUCAAACACAAAACCGAAGAAUUAAUGUGAUUAAAUUAACCUAGGGUCAACCUUAUACGAAAUCCUGUUAGAGAUAAAAUCGUGUGCUGUCUGUCGUCGUCGUAAAAUGAAAAUAUAAGUCGUAAAUCCGUUAAAAAAAAAAAAAAAUAAAAAACGUAGGUAUAAGAAAUAUUGGAAACAACACUAUGUACGUAUACUGAUUUAACGUUUAGAUUAUAACGACGUAUAUAAUAAUUAUUAUAAUUUCGUAGUUAAUAUUUUGGAUAGUAUCAACAAAAAAAAAAAAAAAAUGAAAUUAUUCGAAAUGAACAACAUACGUACAAAUAUUAUCACAAAUGCGGUUUAAACUUAUCUUACAAAAUAUUCUAUUACUGAUGUAAUAUAAUUCGAUUAGAUUAUGAAAAACCUUUUUUAAAAGAAAGCUGAUUUUGCUGAUGGCUGUGUCUCUGUUUUAGGAUGCCAGUUGAAAGAGAGGAUAUAUAAUUAUUUAAUUCAUAUUUUUACGCGGCGAUAAACCAUUUUUAACGAAAAACAAUUCUGAGUAGAUAACUCGUAUUUUUGCUCAGUCGCCAAGGUAACCCAGAAAUCAACAAAAAUUAUACAAUAAAUUGCCAGAUUUUCUUAUUUAUUUAGAAAAUAACAAAAAAAAAAAAAAAAUAAAUCAUCACUUCGAAGAGCCGAUUUGGUAAAAAAUGCUUCAAGAAAAUGUCUAUAAAGUUUUUGAUUUGGAGAAAAAUGUCUGAUAAAUAUGUUGUUUACAAUCACAAACACAAACACAAUAACAAAAAAAGUUGUUUAAUUUAUAUUUUUGAAAAAACAGUCAAUGUGUUUUUUGCAAAACCAGUGGUGUCCUCGUUUCACUCAGAAUCCAAAAUUAUAAUGAUUUGUUUCAGCGGAAAUAGUCGACAAUUUUUGUAUUUUAAAAAUCCACAAAUAAAGGUCAGACCAUCGUGAUAAUACUAUAUAAAACUAUCAUAUCUGCGUGCAGUGGCAGCUCGAAGUAUUUUUACCCUGAAUCACUGAUUUAAUUUUCCAUCCAUCUACCUCAUUAAAAAGUUACCUCCACUCUGUCACAAAUGUAUUGAAAUUUGUUAUCUUUCAAUAAAAUUCGUCAAAUUUAUCAAAUUUCCGUAGUCUAAAAUUCUUUUAAAUGACUUUUGUUUUGUAAAAACAUAAUAAUUUUUCUCAUAUUUCUGAACACCCAGAAACCCACCCGUUUUUCAAAUAUAACUCCUUCAAGCCGCCACUGUCAGACUGUCCGUGCACCUAUACUAACGCGUUUUAGAGAUCAUAAAAUUCAAAAUAUUUUAAGUAUACAUACAUAUAAUACAUAUUAAAGGUUAUUAGUUUAUUACUUAUUAAAUAUUAGGUACCUAUAUAUUAUGCACUCGUAUAUUAUAAUGUGCGGAUUAUCUUUUGAGAGCACGUCUAUAUUAAUAUUAUAGAAGUCUAGACACAUGUAAGCGUAAGAAAUUAUGGUGACGUGUCUAUUAUAAUUAUUAUUAUAAUAUUAUGUUCAUGCAAUAUUCAUAUUAUCUCGAUACGCAUGCAAGUUCAGUUUAAAUUUUUUUGAAAUAAUUAACUUUUGCAAAAAAACAAAACACGAAUAAAAUGACCUAUAUUAUAUGCGUUAGAUAUUUUUUUAUUAUUAUCUAACACAUAUGUUAGGUAUUUUUUUGUAAUAUUUAAAAAAUAAAAACCUUUUUAAUUAAUUAAUUCCGUUACUUAUACAUACAAAAAAAACUAUUUCAAUUAUAUUUUAAAAUUGCAUUAAAUAUUUCUAUUAUAGUUGCGUUUUUAUUCAAAAGCCGUAAACGUUUCGAGAAGAUUUUCUUGUAGUUUUCUUAACAAAUAUAAAAAUAUGGUAAUUUUAUAUAAAUUUUGUUGAUUCCUGAGUUAUCUUGGCAACAAGGAGAAACAAGAUUAAUAAUACUCUACUCAAAAUCGUUUUUUGUUAGUAACGAGUCAUCGUUCCAAACAGAUAAGGUUGGACUGGCCCAACGAGACACUAGAAAAUUUCUCGCUGGACAACCUAAAUGUGGCCACUAAACGAAGUUCGUAAAUUCGUAUGAAUUAUUAUUUUCCCAUUUAAUGGUUUUGAAUAGGUAUAUUAGGUAUUUUUCUCAUCGAUGUAACUGAAUUCUAGGAAAACUAUAAUUCAAUCCGCGGUCACACUAUGAUUAUAGUAGAGCGUGAUAUUCACUCUCGUAAUAGCAGCUCUCACGAAAGUAUCAUUGUAUAGGAACUCUAUUAUAGUUAUUGUCACGUUUUUAUUUUUACACUCCCAUACUAUCAUGAGUAUGAAUGCAUAAUAGUUGAUAGUAAAUGUGUGUGGUAGUGAUAGAACUUUCACUAUGCGACUUGUAUGAUAUCACAUUUGCUCUAUCAUGCAUAUGGUCAAUUUUUGUUUUCAUUUAUUUAAAUUUUGAUGUUAUAAUAAUUACCUAUAUAAGAAAAGUGAUAUAUUACAUAUUAUACAUUAUAAUAUAUUUUGGAAAUUUACUGUUAUAUAAACAGGUAGUGAUAGUGAUAGCAAACUAUUAUAUUCUUUCAAAAAGCUACUAUUAUGCUUUACUAUCAUCGUGCGACCGUGGCUUAACGAAAGACCAAGGCAAGCCGUAUCUGUAGUUUAUCUGUGUAUCUUAAUAUACAUUUUUAACUUUACAUUAUACACAUUUAUAUUUGUAUACGAUGCAGAUAUAAAUUAAAUUACUCAAUAUAAUGUGUCCUCCCUUCCAACUUCCAUUCUAAAACAGUGGCACACACACAUAUUAAUAGCAUAGGCUUUUUUUUAUUUGCAUAUAGGUAGGGAGAUAGUUGUUGAAAUAUAUUAUUUCGGAAGUAAAUUAAAUGAAAAUAUACUUUACAAAGUAAUAUAUAAUAUAUAUUAUACGUGAUAUUGCUUUGCGUUGCAUACAAUACAGAAUUUCUGUAAGUAAUUAGAGGAAUUCCGGCGAUAAAUUUUAGAAUAUGCGUGUGAGUGUAUAAUAUGUGUAAUGUGUACAAUAAUUAUAAAGUGUGUAAUAUGUACAACUUAUUCGAGUUAAAGAUACUCACCGUAUAUAUAAUUUGCACCACUGCUGUAAGUUUAUAAUGAAGUUUCUCGGAUACAAGCACACGCAUUUCGUUGGCAUUAGUAACAUAUUGUUAUAUUAUACUAUAGUGUGAAUAUGUGGAAAUGGAGUUUGCCGAAUGUUUUGCCUUCGAGAAACCUUUGCGACCGUAUUAUCAUUAGUAUAAUUUAUAUGAUAAGUUCACGAGAACGCCUGAACAAAAGUUUAAAUGCCACUGAUACACAUAUAUAGAGUCAAAAUAAUAUUAUUAUAUUACCAGCGGAGUGUGUGCAUAUAAAUGAAGAAGUUUGAAUACAAUAUAUUCAGAAAACCGCGAGAUAAUAUUAUUAUUUGAUGGUCGAUUUUCUGAUGGAAACUUAACAAUCAGUAUAUUCCUAAAUCCAUCUGAACCGAAACUAUCGAUGAUAUCGAUAAAACAUCGAACUACUCAGCAAAUUUGUGUGAUUUAGGAACACUUUUUUGUUACAGCUCAACUGGUGUUAGAAAGUAAAAUACAAAUUUUGGCGUGAACAAUUGUUAUCAAAUCCAUUGGUUCGUUUUAGUCCAACAGGAAAAUACCUGUUUACUGAUAACUCCCUCCAUAAAGUCCCCUCCAAUAAUCCGUUGGAGGAUUUUUCAGCAGUUGUUAUUAGGAACGAUAAAAUCCAACAGCUGACCAAUCCGAUGAAUUUAGAAACAUAUAAAAUAUCGAACAGAAUAGUUGCAAAUUUUAAAUUUCCAGAAACUUAGAUUUUAAAGUUUACUGUAUUCUCGUUUGUUCAAAUAUUUUCAAUCUAUGGAUUUUCGCUAGACUAUAGUGGGUACACGCCGAAAUGAACGCAUACUGCACUAAACAACAACAAAAAAAAGCCGACAUACUUCGCACCAUGGAUGGGCUGUUGUUGCAGUCGGAAAGUUGGAAAGAUAUAGAAUACAGUAAGAUGUAAUUUGCGAAAGAAAAACUAUUCUUAUUCGUAUAAUAUAUUUCGGCAGAAUUAAACGAAAAUUAAAAUCGAGUUGGGUAAAGAAUAAUAUAAAAUUCUAAGAUUUGUGUACGAUCAAUAUUCGCUCGUUCUCCGCUCGUUGAAAAUUUCCGGGUACGCCAACGUCCCGGACCCUUCAAUUAUUAUUGAAUACGGUAUUCUUGUCGCCGGCGCGGGCCGUACAAAAUUAUAUCGUGUGCGCGGCGUGUGUGUCGUCGGCAAAGCGGCGGCGAUCCGAAAAGAAGAUUUAUGUAAGUCGGGUGUUGGUUCGGCUCGGUUCUCCCGACCGGCCGUAGGUAAUACAAACGUGUCGUAUUCGGGCUUUCCCACGGGUCCACUGUUUCAGUUAUUUAUUUUUCUCCUCUUCGGAAGAGAGCUAUUGUUAUUGUCUUUUUACAGGUGUAGAAGAGCGAGUGCUGCACACGGCGAUGUGCGCGCGCUCGCGAUCAUCGCGGGCGCGUGUUUGUGUGUGUGUUUACGCGCGCGUGUGUGAUCGAGUAUAUUUGUAAAUUAUAUUGGACCUGACCAAACCAGUUAUACACACACACACACACACCCAAGUUUUAUUCGCUUCUUAAUUCCUCAUUGUUUUUUUUUUAUAUAUAUAUUGUGUUUAUAUAUUUUUUAACGUACGCACACACUCGCACGAGUAUAUAUAUUCGUUUGCACUUCUCCGAACGUCUUUUGUCCAAAUGCCGACUUCGAUCCGUAUCUCUACGUUUUAUCCACUACCACCACCACCACUACCACCACGACAGUGCAGCGUACCAGUUUAUUAUAUAUAUAUAUAUGUAUAUGUAUAGGUACUCCAAAUUCGAUUGGGAAACAAUAGAUUGGAUUGGCGGCAUCGGCUGCCGGUACAAAGUCACAAACGCACACGAAAACACAUAAUAUUAUUAUGAUGCACACGCGCCGGGCACCAAACUAAAAUAUAAUAUAAAAUACCGGCUCAGCUGGUUGAAAAUCUGAUGAUUUUCAACGAUAUCGAUCGAUGUCGUGUAACGAUAAUAUUAUGUUACGAUUUGUCGACUAAUUAUUAUCGUUUUGGUGUCUACAGCUAUAAGCUGACCACACAGUCUCCCUCCCCCCAAAAGAAAGUAUACUGUGGCCCCUCUAAUUAUCUGUAUUCUGUACCUCUAAACCAUUACCUAUACACCAAAAUUCUUAUUGAAAUGCAUACAUUUUAUAUACGUGGACCGCGAUCGUUUUAACCAGCGGUUCUCAAACUGUGGUACGCGUACCACUGGUGGUACGCGGUAGGCAACAUAGUGGUACCCAGAAAACCGCAUGGCGAUAAUGUUGAAAAUGGAUAAAUAAAUAUUUAAACUAACGUUUUUAAAUGAUUUAAUACUGUUUUAUGUAUAUUAAUCUUUGAAAUAAUUAAAUUGUAAUAAUUUACUGUCAUCGGUAUGGAAUAAUUUUAUUUUGGAAUUUUAAAUUGUUACACUUUUAGUCAUAAAGGUUCUCAAAUUUUGAGAACCUCUGGCUCUUUAAGCUUUUAACUAAUAAAAUAUGCAUAAUAUUUGAGAAAUACCACCUAAUUUUCCCAGGGGCCUUCAAAAUCGAUCUUUCGGCGUAUGCCUUGUAAAUAUUGUUUAAUAGGGGCUGUAAUUUGUUUAAUUUUUCGUCGCAUCUGAUUGUCUGGAUUCUUUAACAUGGUAUUUGGAUAAAUUUUUGACGACUUUUAUUUUUGAAAUUAUGUAAAAUCAAACGAACUGUUGUCUAAAACCGUAAAUUUCAAUAGCUUUUAGUACCGUACUACAGUUGGCGUUUAGAAAUCUGAAACGCGUAUACGUAUUAGUUGGUAGGCAAACUAAAAAUAUUCUGCAGCAGUAGCUACGCGUAUAAAACCGAUAAUAUGUUUUGUACGAUUCAUGUUUAUGCCUGUUUUCAACAAUUUAUACGACACGAGUUCAAUAAACUUGCAUUAUUAAACGUAUAUCGUGUAACAAUUGGUAAAGUAUGACGUAAACGGACGGAGGACAAUUUAUUAUUAUUAUUAUUGUUGCAAUUUUCGAUGAUAAAAAGCAAUACAUUUUUAACCACGUCGAUUAAUGAAAAUAGUUGGUUUUUCUAUAAUUAUUUGUUUUUAUCGCUGGCUAAUCGUUUUCUCUCUGGAAGUACCUAUACCUAGGCUAUACGACCUGAGCUGUAAGGUACCUACACGAAUCUUUUCUGCGAUUAAACGUUGACGCGGAACAGCACGUUCGGUAGUUUUUAAGUACGUGCGGAUAGAAAGCGAUUUACAAUUUGCGUUUUCAAACUGUUUAUUGCCGCGGCUAGAACGCGAUAUAAACGAUUAAUCACAGCUAGAAAUACAACUAUUCCGAUUUAUCGCUUUUACCGUUCGAACGUAUAUAUAAUAUACCUAUAUAAUUAUAUUGAAACCCACAAUCGCAAAUAUGUUUGAGAUGGAAUUUGGCAUCUGGGUGUUAAUAAUAAUAAUAUUAGAGCUAUUUAAUUUUCGGUGGAUUUAUAUAAGGUAUAAUAAUGCAAUAUAUAAUAAUAUUAUUAUCAAUUUAUUUUUAUUUUAAAUUCCACAAAACUAUAAUUAUUUGCCUUAUUUGUAACCCGGUCUUCAGAAGACAAAAUUAGAUUGUAUACUUAGAAUGCUUGUACCUAGUAAAAAUUGGACGACAUAUUUUCAAAAUAUUUAAAAUAUUUUAGUAGAUACAUCUAUAUAGCCGAUAGUUUCACUGAAAUAUUAAUUAUAGACGUGUUUCAUUGUUUCACGUGAUCACGAGUGCCUAUAAAUAAUAUAUUAUAAUGAUAUGCGAUAUUAAUUUCAGAUACUUCACCCAUGUCGUCUAGAAACUUCCCGGCAUCGUUCUGGAACAGCAAUUAUCACUCACAUCACUCCACUAGUCAAGUAUACCAUCCGGACACAAUGUACCAUCACCACGGUACCGCCGGUAACCCGGCAGAUCCAUGGCAAACGCACUAUCAACAAUAUACCGCAGCGGCCGCUCAUCACCAUCAUAGGUAAUAUUAUUAAACAAAGUAAAUUACAAUACAAUUUACUUUUAACAGAUAAUAAUAUUAUGGACAUUAUUAACGCUAUUAAAAAAUAAAACACUAGUUAUCUAUUUUAGAAAAAACUCGUUAACAUUUCCAAAGAAAAAAUAAUUGUAUUUAUUAUACAUUCAUAUAGUAAAAUUACUUGACUCUGGUUUUUGUAGGAUUGGUAUAACAAUAAUAUUUUAUAUAAUAACUAAUUGCAUGACCUAUAUUGUAAAAAUACGAGUGAGCAACAGAAUUCCAUCACUAGAGUCAAAUUUUCUUACACCCAAGCGCGUCUGUUGGGGGGGGGGCAGAAGGAACAUGUACCCUCAGAAUUUUCCGUGUCUAUUAUACAUUUAUACAUAAAAUAUUAGGUAUAAUUUUUAUUAAAUAUGUUGAAUAAAUAAAAUUGAUGAUCAUAGUGUUCGUUACUAACUUCUUGUUUUAUAAAUUUAAGAUAAUCACAGAAAUUAAUUUUAUUCAUCAACAUAUUAUUAUAUUAAUAUAAAUGAAAAAUAUCUCGGUGAUAUUAUCACCUAUUUAUCGUAUAUAUCGUGGAUUUUACCAAAGUUGUCAGGCCCGUGACCACGGUUGUGACCUAUUCAGUUUUAUCAGAGAUUAACUGGGUUAUGAUGCUUUGUAAAUAUAGAUAAAAAAUUCAAGAUUUAAAUUUAGUUUAAAAUAUUGUUAACGAAUUUUUAAAAAAUAAAUAUAAUUUACAGUUCUUGUUUUAAGAUUUAAACAAACUAAUAUAAACUUUAAUAUAGUCAAUUGUAUUAAUUAAAUAAUAAAGUACAAUAUUUAUGUUAUAUAUUUUUUUCUUUUUAUUAGAAAUUGACCUACCUACAUUACCAUCUACCUACUUCUUAGUUAUUUUAUAAAUAAUUAUAUAGUUAUGAAGAAUACCAUUGUAGGAAUACAGUCAUAUAAUAUAAUGCUAUGUACAUUUAUAUGCAGCAGUUAACAGGUUAAUAGGAAAGUCAAUAUUAUUGAAACAAUUCAGUGACCCCCCCCCCUCUGAAUUUUCGAAGAUGGACGCCCUAGCUCCUACCUAUUUCGUGUAACAGAUAUAUUCUGUUCAAAAUAAUAAAUAAAACUAUGCUAUACUACAAUCAAUUACUUCCAAAAAAAAAAAAAAAAUAGUGAAAUCUGAUCACUUCGCAUACUUUUCGAUGCUUCGCACGAUAGGUGGGCCACUGUUGCAGGUGAGAAGUUGGAAGUUGGUGUAGGAGAAAUUUAAUGUAUAUUUGUACUCAAUGAUUAACAAUUGCUAACGAAAACGAUUUUGAGCUGAGUUUGGUUAACAGUAUUGCUUUGCAACAAUAUAUAUGCCAUAAUAUGGUAAAAUUGUUGCAUAAUGUGCAUUAUAUUUUGUUUUUAAUAAUAUUUGUUAAAUAUUAUACUUAUUUCCUUAUUUAUUAUAAAAACUCCCGGGAAAAUUAGAAAAUUACCUCCCUAAAAUACCACUUAAAUAAAUUUCCUUUCAAAAAAAGUGCUGUAACUGAAAUUUGAAGGUAGAAAAGUUGUCCACAGAAAAAAAAAAUCAAAAUAAUAUAAACAUCAUUGUAAAACCAAUACAUUUCUCAAUCCGUUCAAAAUCUAAAAUAAUAGGGGUGGGGUUGAAAGUUGAAACUCUAAAGACAUAUCACUGAUAUACUAAUGUCAUACAUAUACAAAAUUUCAUCCCUUUGAUAAAUCCCCUCCAUUCACAACAACAUGGUUAAAUUCAUAUUAAAAUUCAACCCCACUUUAAUCAGCCUAUAAAACAAUUCUAGUUCACAAAUUUGAGCUUAUUUGAUGCUGAGGGAGCUGUUAAAAAUGUUAAAAUGUAGCAGCAAAAUUAUAUACAUUUGUAUAUAGCAAACAAAAUGCAGUGCAAUAAUCUAUUUUCGGGGAAAAUUCGACAAAAAAUAAGUAUUUAUAAUAACGACUACUCAUAGGGAAUGACGUAAUACGGAAAGAACAAAUUUCCCACAUAGGCGUAUAUAAUACGUACGUGUAACUUCGUCUUCGGGUUUUUUAUUUUUUUUCCUCGUGUAAAGAUAAAAUAGUGAAAUUCAAUAACUUAUAUACCUAUUACUAAUACAGCGAUUAUUCGAAAAAAACAUUAUCACAAUGAUUGAAAUUGUAUAAAAAUAAUAAGAUAGUAAAAUAAUAUAAUAGAAAUAAAAUAAUAAUAUUCUUAAUAAGAAAAAAACAUUGGGCAUUAUUGAUCGGGUACCUAUAUUUUUAGCUGAUCUCGAAAAAAAUAAAAUUAUACAGGGUGUCCCGAAGAAAUCUGACAAAUGCGAUAAUUUUUUAACUGUUAAAUUAUUUUUAAGUUUUUCUUUUUUAGCCAUUAGUUUUCUACCAUUUUUUGAAGUUUCUCAUAAAUUAAAUUGCUUUCAUUACCUUAGUAUAGUGCAGUUAUAAAUAAUUUUAAUAAUUUCAAUACCUAUUUUUCCAGGAAAAAAAUGUUGUCAAUGAUUUUGAUUAUUCGAAAACUAUCAAACAUAAACUAUGGAAUUGUUCGAAUAGUACCUAUUGAUUAUAUAACAAAUAGUUUAUCGAAUACCGAAUAAUUUGGAUUAACCAUCGUUCGGUUUACUAAUAGUUUAGUCGUCAACGACUAUCGAAUAGUUUGUUAGUGUCUAUCACUAAUUAUAAGUUAUAACCAUAACCUAUGGUUUAUGGUUAUUACCUAUGUAUACUUACCUACGUAUUUAUGCGUACAGCACAUAUUACAGCUUUGAAAAAUUAAUCUUGUAUUAAAAAUAAUUUCCAUGAUGUCAGUUGGCGGCCCUGGCAUAAUUGAUAAAUUUUAGUGCCUACGUAUAGGAAUUAUUAUCCGUCUACUAUAUUAUUUUUGGUCUAAAACGGCAUCCGCGCUACAUAUAGCUACUCUCGAUUUGGACAUUCAUUCUGUUGUUCUUUCGAAUCUCAAAAUCGCUUCUCUAGUUAAAUAAUAUUGAAGUGAUAUUUAUAUACACAACACGCAUUACACAUACUAAAAAAUAUGGACAUAUUUCGCACAAUGAGUGGGCCACUGUUAUAGGUGAGAAGUUGAGAAGGUAUAAUAUAGAGAGAAAUUUAAUGUAUAUCUGUACGCAAUGAUUAAUCUUUUCUAAUGAAAAACGAUUCUGAGCGGAGUUCGGUUAUGCAUGUUUAAAAGGCCGUAAUAUUUACGAUUUUCGUCAAAAUUCAAUAUUGAAAUUUUUAUAAAAAAACAAAAUAUUACAUUAAACUCAACUUUUUCUUAUUGAUCACUAAGUACAACUUAUAAUGAACUUCCUGUUAAAUUUCCAAAUAUUUAUUUUUAGUCCAAUAAUUUUAUUCUCAGAGUACCUACCAAAUAAAUUUUACGCAUAAAACUCGCAAAAUUAAAAUUUCUGAUAGCCUAAAAUGACUUAAAUGUUUUGAGUCAUUUUUUUAUCAUGUCUAUAAAAGGAAAAUAUAAAAUGUCUAUCAAAAUUUCAAGUCUCUACGAAUAUUUUAUCACUGAAUUACAAUAAAGAAAAAAAAAAUGAAAAUAAUAAAAGUAUUAUCUUCGUAAAUUUUCCCUUUUUCCCAAUUAUUACUAAAUCGUUUUGAAAAUCAAGAAAAGGCCUCAUAAAUGUACCGCCCCAGGAGAAUUCCCUCUCAGACUUGAUAUAUUGGAGUAAGAUUUAUGGUAGAAUUUGUGUACACAGUAAAAAGAAAAAAAAAAUAAUAAUAAUACCUAGUAAACGUCUUUGUAAAAUCAAUACAUUCUUCGUUACACUCAGAAUCUAAAAUAUACAUUUCCAACUAGAGGAAUAAUUCAGUAUUUUUUCGGCUAAUUUCGAUACAAUUUGUUUCCCAGUCGUAAACCGAAAGAAUACUAUAAAAUAUUUAAUAAAUGUUAAAUUCGGGUGUUUUAUAAUGAAUGAAAAACACAAAUUAUAUGUACAUGUUUUAGACCGAACCGCGCUUUCCAAAAUCAAAGAAAAAUAUCCAGAAUGUGACUUAGUCUUCUACAAAGAGAAAAUAAUUAGUUGUUGUAUGUAACUGUCACAUCAUUUCACAAUUCAUUGUACUUACUAUUAUUACAGACUAUAAUAUUAUUAUUUUUUUAAUUUGAUUAUGAUAUAUUAAUUUUGUAUUAAAAGUUUAAUGUUUCUGAAUUAAAUUGGAAUAAAUUCGAUCAUUGUUACCAGGUCUAAAAAUGUUUAGGACCUAAAUAUUUAAAUAUAUAGUGUAUUAAAUUGUAUGUAUAGCCGCGUAGCUAAGAAAUGAGGUUUUUAAUUUACUACCCUCUCGUAAAUUUUCGAAACAGAGGUAAUCACGAUGACUCAUAUUUGCUAUAUUUUUUUCUUGUGGAUUUAUGUAUAAAAAAUAAUUUAGGUGGGUAAGUUUAUUAAGCCCUUCAGAUACCUCGACAGGAGUAAGGUGAAGUAAUUGUCCAUUUCCUCUUUUGGAUUUGAAUUAACAAAUCAAUGUAGGUAUACUGAAUUUAUAGUGAAAUCAAGGAUGCCGAAACGUUGACAUUAUUGAUUUUUGUAAUUAUAUUUUUUAACGUUUUCGACUUAUUAAUAAUGACGUGUACUCUCGCUCCCUCUCGAUAAUAUGUUUCCGUUUGUCCAGGUCACGUAUUUUUGUGUAUAUUCAGGUAAAAAUUAUAUUAUUAUACUAACAUUCGUGGUGCUUUUAUCGCAGGGCCGUACACGAAUACCAUCACCACCACAACAUGGCCGCUCAGUACGGCAGCCUGCUGUUACCGCCGCCGACUUCGAGACUGGCGCCGCCGCCGCCACCGCCACCGCCGCCCUCUAGUCACCCACACUCGCACCAGUAUCACGGUAAAGGCGGCAUGGAUCCGUGGCCCAACAGCGCCCAUCAUCCGGCCCUGGACACGGGCACGUCUUACUCGUCAUACCCCACUGUUCCAGGUAACACACAGCAUUUAUUUUACUAACAUUGUACUAUACCUAUAGUUGGUUUAUGCACUAAAAUAAUUUGCGCCCUCACCUUAUUUUUCCGUGGAUUUCAGUGACUGAACCAAAUUUUUAAGUCUGCAAUUAGCUGAGUUACAGCAAUGGUUGCAAUUUAAUGACUUCACAUAGUUAUAACUCGGCUAAUUAUCGAUUUAACAACUACAAUUCAUGAAAAAAUACGAAAAAAAUAAGUAUCUGUGAUCAAAAUAGGAGUUUUCUAAAAAAAAAAACUAAAAGUCGUUAUGCGCAUCAUGCACUAUAUGGAGUGACAUAAAAAUAGUUUAAUUAUUGUAACUAGUGCAUGUAAUUAUUGAGUUUGUAAUAUACAAAAAAUAAAAUAAAAAAAUAUAGAAUUCAAAUAUAAUAUUUAAUCUGCACAAGUAUUUCCAAACUAGCAAUUAUAUACUAUAUUUGAUAUAUAAUGUAUAAGUCACCUUUAUUAUAAUACGAUUAUUUAUUAUUCUAAAAAUGUCUUUGAAAAUAAAUAAAACUUUUCCCCUGAGAUCCCCACGGACUUUUUCAGUGUACGACAAUACCAACUGAAUAAUAACACCUAAUAUAUAAGUGACAAAACUAAAAAAAAAAAAAAAUCUGAUCUCUAUAGAUGAGUUAACAUUGCAGUAAAAAGAUAACUUAUUAUUAUUACUUCCAACUCCCGCAUUAUAUUUAUAUAAAACAGUGUCAUCGUGCUCUGUUAUCAAAUUAUCGGUAAUAUGGUAUUUACUAUUUAAAGUUGAAAAUCGGUAAUUAGUAUACGCACAUUCAGUAAAUUAACUUAAAAAAUGAAAUACUUUUUAAGUUGUGUCACUGCAGUAGUAUUAUAUUUUUAGAAAUUAUUAAAUCAUCGUCAAAUAUCGUCGGCCCAACUAUCGUGUUUGUUUUUGAAUUUUGAUUCGUUGUAGUUGUUACAUGUGGAAAAUAAUCGAUUUAAUUUCUAUCCACGUCAAUCCAAUAUAAUUUAUUAGUCCUUUAUUAAAUUAAUUAAAAAAAAAAAAAAGAAAAAGAAAAAAGAAUACGUAUAAUGUAUAAUAAUUCAUUAGGUAUUCGAACUCCCACCGCAGCAACGGGUUUAACUAUACGUCUCGAAAGAACAAAAACGUAAUUACCAACCAACCAUACAAAUAUAAUACACUUAAUAAUAAUAAUAAUUAAUGUUUUAUUAUAUGAAAAACCGCAUCCGUUAAAUGCCUCACAAAUUUAUACUAUAGUAAUAUUUUAUUCAUAUGUGUAUAUAUAGCGUGUAUACUGUAUAUACGUCAUCACAUCGCCGACAAUGAAAACUGCAAUUUUUUUUUCUCAUUUGAAAAACCUCGCAGGUGUUAAAAUCUAUACGUACACUCUACAAAUAAAUAUAUUAUAUAUUAUUUACACACAACGAGCACCGCACUAUACAAAAGAAUUGGUCGGAAUCAUCGUGUUUGUAUCUAUUUGCACGCGCGUAUACAUACAGAGUGUUUCUUUUUAUUAAGAUAUCAGUAUAAUAUUUAUCGAUAUCAGAUUAUCAGCGAUAUAAUACAUCUAUCUAUUUUUCGUAUAAUAAAUAUAUGUACGAUAUUUUCAAAAUAUUACCUAUACCCAUAUUUCUUAUGCCCAGGAAGGGUUUUGUAUAUUUUAUAUUUAUGUUCAUAUGUAAGACAACCCUCGAAAUAAAUUUAUUUUCGAAAAUCUAACGUAAAGACCAUAACUAUUGUAAUAUAUAUAUAUAUAUAUAUAUAUAUAUAUAUAUAAAUAUUUAUAUUGACUCUUCUUGCAUUAAAUCAAAGAUUAUAAUAAAUAUAAUAUAAUAUUUUUUUAAAUUUUCAAAUUUAUCGUUUAAAAUUAUUAUUGUCAUUCAAAAUCUUCGCUGGCUUGUGUGAAUCACCUAGUGCCGUAUGUAGGAGAGCGCGAAAGAUCCAUCCCCUCGAUCCGUGUUUGUUGUAUACAACAACAAAAUAAUACUUAUACCGUAACGUUUUAUGUUAUGUAUUUUAUGACUGGUCGAAAUAGCACCUAUUUAAUUUGUUUUUGACUUAGAUGUGUAUUGUAUUUAAAAGUAUGCAUUUCACCGGAUCAAAAAAAGCUAUCUAGGAUUUUUGCGCUGGUUCUGGACAGCGUUUUUUAUAUUAUUAUAGGUACAUCGAGAUGGCACUUUUUGACUUUCUGCAUCUUUCUAAAAAUGUUGCUAGUAUAUUAUCGACGCGUAGAGUAAAAAAACUGAAUUCGGGAGAGAAAAAAUAGCACGGGGGGCGUCCACGAUUCGGUGUUUUAUCCAUAGUGCCCGCCCCCCACUCAUUUAUGACUACGGUACAUGAAUCGCCCUGUGUAUAUAUAUCUAAUCGUAAAAUAUUAUAUUUAUGUUUGCGAUGACGGACGUUAUCGCUUCCCAGAGUGAUUAUAAUAAUAAUUUAUUAUAUUAUACAGAAACGUCUGUGGCGAACGGCGACGACGGCGAGGGAAAAUGUCGGCAUAUUAAAAAAAAAAUUUCGAAAACGCGGUUUCGUAAACUGCAAUAAUAAUAUAAACGGACCGUCAUCGCCGUAUAACGCGUGUACCUAAAAAUUGCAAUUUGAGAAUCCGUAUCGUCGUCGUGUUAUAUUAUAUAGACGCGCACAGAAGGCCGCCGCGGCCACGUGUAUAUGCAUGUAUAAUAAUAAUAAUAAUAAUAAUAUAAACAGACACAAUGGACGAUAAUUUAGCAAUUGCCUUGGUUUCGCAGUUCUUUAUUAUUAUUAUUAUUUUUUUUAAACCGGAGAACCGACGCGAAACGAAUAAUGAUAGAGUAUGUGUGCGCGCAGUGCGUGUAUAUGUAUAGUAUAGACGUUUGUAUAUAUAAUAAUAAUAUAUAAUAUAUAUGUGUGUGUGUGUGUUUAUGUAUGACGAUAGAGAAAAAAAACGAGUCGGCUCAUGGACUUCGGGUCACGUGACCGACUGCAUUUCUGUUGCUGACGACCGAUUUGAAACUGCCAAGCACGUCAUCAUAUCGUCCAUAUAAAGUUAAUUGAACUAAAGACCUACAUCGCGGCCGCCAUCUCUCUAGACGUCGUCGUCGUUCAAUAAUAAUAAUAAUAAUAAUAAUAAUCAUCUCAUUUUGAUAAACACGCGGUACCGCGUCGUGUUGUUUCGCGAUCGUAUUAAGUGCAACGCGCUCGAAUCGUUUCGAUGUGACGAUGUCUACAGUAUGAUAUAUACACGUGUAUACAUACGCAAAGCCCGCGAUUUACGAAAUGUUUGCUGGCACACGUAUUUUCGAUAUAGAUUACUGCUGCGGGCGCGAAAAUAUUCGCUCGGGGGGGGGAGGGGGAAACAAUCGGACCGUUGUCGAAUUCGCGGUCGACGCAUCGCGUUGAUAUUUAUAUUAUACGCAGUAUUAAGGCGGUGAAAAGCGAUUCGUUUUUUUUUUCCCAUGCAUAUAUUAUACGCGUGGACCUGCAAUAAACUACGAUAGUUAAACAAAGGCGAUAAACUUUCAACAGACCAAUUUUCCGGUUUGAACAAUUAUUCGACUGCUUGUGUACGUUUCUUUUUUGCGACGGUAUUUUAUGAGAAAAAUAUUUUCAUAUUUUCAUACUUUUACGCCGUUUUAGUUUAUUUCAAAAAGAUAAACUCGCCAUAGGUACGUUAACUAAAUAAAAUAAUGCACAAAUAAUGCUUCCUACAUAUAGUGACGAGAGAUCGAAGAAUUCAAACAUGAUUACGAAAUCAAAAUCGGGCAAGCAGGGGAGUGGAUGAAUUAUUGGUCUAGAAUUCUGGACCGUCAUAUUUGGCGGUAAAAAUGACCGCGACCCUCUUCUUAAAUGGGUAUCGGACAUCAGACACGUAGAAAAGUCUUAUCGUUAAGGUGGUCAUUAAAAGGUAAAAUAUUAUUUUCAAAUUUUGCAAAAUUGGAAAUCAUCUGUAAAACCGUUUCCGACCCGCUCAAACGUUGUUUUUAUACAAAUAUCGAUAGCUAAUUAUUGAAAUAUUUAUUUCCUAUAAGCUACGUUUGAACAUGUUUGAACCAAUUAUAUUUCACGUUCAACACGUCAUAUCGGUACUCCGUUAGAUCAUAUCGCUAUUCAAUGAAAUACUGAGUUGGAUUAUUAGCGAUUUUCAGUCGCCAAAAACUGCAAUUGACAUACCGAUAUUUAAUUGCUGCACGCGUGUUCUAGGAAGUCUUUUUCCUUAUUUUGACUACAUUGAAUUGAUAAUAAGUACAUAAUAUAUUAAUGUAAUAUAUAUGUACGUACACAUGUCUAUACCGUAGACCUAAAGAUAUUUGUUCCGAGAUUCUUUAAUAAGUGCAAUUAUUUAUUAUUAUUUUAUAAAUUACAUAGAUAUUCAACAUUAUAAAUAAGUGAACUAAUUAGUUAAUUAAUAGCAUCAUAUUCUUUAUAUGUUAUGAUAACGGUAUCGUCUUUGGAUCGCUAUUAAUUAAAAACGAAACGUCUUUACGGAUAUAAUUGAUUAUCGAUUUAUAAACUUAAAACAUUUUUUUUUUUUUUUAGCGUACGGUUGUAAAAUGUUUACGAUUCCGAAUAGAUAGAUGCUUUUUCUUAUAAAAGCCGGUAGAAUUAAAUACUUGUAUAGAAAUGUCUUUUUCUUUCCGCGAUAUUUUUAAUGCUGUAAUUUUUCUGAUGCAAUACGAUUUGCAAAUAAUUAAUUGUUUUUUUUUUCAAUUUUGAUUUUAUCACGCGUGCUUAUUUUUGUUAAAAUUUGUUAUUUUUUUUGUAUAAACAACUUUUCUACCAGAAAUCUUGUUCCAAUUUUCGAACGCAAGUUAGAACUUCUAAACAUAAUUUUCGAAAUUUUCUAAUUUUCGAACGCAGAACUUCUAAACAUAUUGGAAAAACAGAGAAAUUUACGAAUUUACGGUUUUAUUAUUUUCGAUAUUGUCUUUUAUUAUUAUUAUUAUUAUUAUUAUCGCUUUUAUUUAUUCAUCAAAUACUAUAAAGUGUAAUAUGGUACAUUUUUGUAUAGUGUUAAUCGUUUGAAAUGUUGGAUAAUAUGAAUUCCUCUUUAAAAUAUUCAACCGAGUUAAAAUAAUAUCUUUUUUUUUUUUUUUUUUUUUUUUUUUUUAUUAUCGUGUUGUCGUUCAUUGUUACUGCGCUCCGGAAACGCAUUAUUAUUGCAGUUUACGCGAAACCGUAGGUAAUUCAGCUCUAGUGUAAUUAAUUAACAUAACUCGGUUGUCUCGAAUGUCAGACGAACCGCUGGGGGAGGAAAAUUAACCACAAACUUUAAUAUAGCCUUUCGGCAACCCGCAACCAAAUAAAUAAGUUAAGUUUAAUAAUAUAAAGACGCAUAAUUAAUGUUAUUCGUAUAAACAUAAUAAUAUAGUGAAAAUGUUUUUUUUUUUUUUUUUAAUCGUACUCGUAUUUGGUGUUGUGAAUUUACAGCAAUAUAUUCCAAUAAAACUUCCUUUAUCGCAUACCGAAACGGUGUGAACAUUAAGUCUAUAUAACAAAUAUCACGUUUAAGACCGCAUAACAUAAUAAGCCAAUUUUCUCUCACGUUAGAGAUUCGAUGAACAUUUUAUGGCAGUUUUCCUGACAUUUUCUUUCGUAUAAUAUGCAUAAAUAUGACUAUCUAUAUUCUACAUGAUGGCGUUGUUUCGUCAGUCGUAUUAGUAUGUACCAUAAUAAUUGAUGUGUGUCGUAAAUUAUUUUUUUUACAGUACUUAUACUGCACAAGGUGUUUUUAUAAUCAUGCUCAUCUCAUUUUCAUCGUUAAAUUAAGCGUAUAUUCAAAUUUUGAUUUUUGGAAUUUUUAAAUGUGUUUAUAGUUAAAGACGGUGUGCGAAUAUUUAAAUUGUUCAUGACAAUUAAAAUCCUGUGGAAAUACCAAAUUUAGUUUUUUAAAAUAAAAACCGACACAUUUUAAUGCAAUUAUGAAUCAGAAAAAGUUGAUGUUUUUUAAUUGAAAUUUGAACGAAAAGUUUCUGAGUUAUUUUGCUUUAAAUAACUGAGGAUACAAAUGAUAUUAUUUACUUUUGUUUUGAAAAUUACUUAUGAGUGUAUUAAUCCAUAAUAGCAUUUUGUAAUAUUAAAAAAAUGUCUAAGUAUAUACUUAACUAAGUAGUAAUUGUUAACAAUUAUUUUAUAUUUGCAUACCUAAUUAUAAUUACCAAACUCAUCGUGUCCAUUUAAUAUGUAUUUAUAAUAGACUAUUAUCUUUAGUAUUUAAAGUAGAAUAACUCAAAUACUUUUCGUUCAAAUUUCCUAUACAAUACGUCAACAUUUUCAGAAAUAUCAUCUGAUUCACAAUUAAAAUAAAAAUAUGUAGGUUUUCGUUUAAAAAACAAAGUUGGUAUACUUAUUAAAUGUUGUGAAAAAUCUAUGUAUUCGAAAAUAUCGUCUUUAACUUUAACUCCGAAAUUUCAAAAAUCAGAAUUUAAAUAAAUUAUGCAUAAUUUAAAAAUAUAAAAUUAAGUAAUUAUGCUUAAAAAUCACUCUGUAUAUUGUUACUAAAUAAUAUUUGUCCACGACAUUAGACGUUAUUUCAACAUGAUGUAUAAUGUUAAUGGCGUGAAUUGGCGAGAGAUUUUUUUUUUUUAACAAAAACUGUUGACCGGCAAGCGCAUAAGUUAUACAAACGCAAAUCGAUCGUUUUAUACGUAUAUGCGACAGACGAAUCGAUGGCAUAGUAUCAUGAUGGAAUAUAUAUUAUGUUGGUAAUCGUCCUGUAUAGUUUUUAUUAUUAUUAUUUUUUUUUUACGCACGAGACGCCCGAUAAACUGUUCGUCGUAUCCCUUUAGACGCGACGGUUAAACGCACGGAAAAUGAUCGUUUUCUGCGGUUUUCUUCGCGACUUUCGUCCAGUUUUCUUUUGUCGCGACGUGGACUUCCGGUGUCUCCCAUAUUAUUAUAUUAUUACAAUACCGACGCGUAUCCUAUUUACGCGAGCUAUUCGCGGGAGAGCAGGCAACGUAAAUACUCGGAAGCGCGUCGGGUCGCGUGACCGUCGGAUUUAAGGACCCCGGGACUCGAUGCGUAUAAACCGCCUCCGCGGGCAUCGCGCCGUCACACGCACACGGGAACCGGAGAGCGUAUCGAUCAGCGGCAGCAGCUCUCGAGGGGUACAUACCACACGGGCGGCGAGCCGCGCCGUGUCAUUGGUCCGGAAUGACCACACCUACACGGUCGGGCGACGUUACCACGGCAACCGCGGUCAUAAAUAUAAAUGCCGAAAUGAUGUUGUGAUGUGCACGCGCACGCACGUUUUUCCGCGCGUAUAUAGCGUGUGUAUUUAUUAUUAUUAUUAUUAUUAUCAUUACUGUUAUUACGUCGCCGUCGUCGUCAUCGUGCGUGCACCUACCCGUGCAAACGUAAUAAUAUAUUACGCGACUGCCCCGCCGCCGUCCCGUCCGAGCGCGCGGCCGGCCGUACGUAUACGGUACAGUAAUAACGUUUACUAAUUAUUGCGCGCUCUCCACCCGCCACAUUUCCACCCCGCGCGUACCUGCUUCCCGCCGCGGCGGUUGCCCUUCUCGGGAAACCCACCGCGCGGCCGGUAUUCGAAAUUAAUCAAUUUCCGCCGGUCGUUUGCGUGCACGCUGUACAAUAUUACAAUACGCUGUACACGAAUAUUAUUAAUAUAAUAUAUUGUACGAUACAAUUUUCAGCGCACAAAGUAAAGGCGUACGCGAACCGCAGCGAUGCGAUUCGGAGAGAAAUCGCCCGGUUUAAGGGGAAUUUGUUCCUUAAAACCGCGCGACGGCAAUGAGUGACGAAAACGAAAAAACAGAACGAAUAAGGAAGUUGUAGACAAAUUGUUCUAAAAUAUUAUGUAGCGUAUAAUAUUAAUUCGCAAUAUUAUUCGUUUGAAAAAACAUUUUGUUCUUAUAAAGUUUGCUGAAAUACCCGAUAUUUCCCGGGAUCGGUCUUUUUAAAAACGGAAAUCGACGAAAGAAAUACGUCCGUAAACUUAGUGACAGAAUUGAAUUGAAUUCAUUCAGUUAAACCUAUCCAACAAUUUUGUCGGUCAUUAUUGGAAAAUUUUUAUAAUUUGUUGAACGAAUGUUGAAGAAAUUCAAUUUAACAUGCGUCCUUUCCAUUUCAUACCGUAUCCCCCUAUAUCACAGUUAAUUGUUGUUGCCCGGUAAUUUUUGUUUUCUAAAAAGAGGUUACUCCAAAUUAAAUAAUAUUAUAUAAAAAUCAAAGAAAAUCAUAAUUCAAUUUUCGUUCCAAAAACACCAAAAACCUUGUAUCAGCUACCCUUUUGGGGUUGAAUUUCAUCAACAUCAGCGAUUUGCGAUGUUUGAUCAAAAUCAAAAUAAAAAAAAGAGCUGAAACUGGAUAUGGGAGCGGUUACUGUUAUAGAUGAGAAGUUGGGAAGGUAGGAUACAUAAGGUUAUUUCAUUUAUAUCUGUAAGGUAACGAUAAACCAUUGCUUGACGAAAGACGAUUCCGAGCGCAGUUCGGCAAUACAUAAUUUGAAGUGACGUAAUUUUUUUUGCGAUUUUUGUUAACAUUUUUAUUUCAAAACGCUUAUUAAAAAAAAAAAAAAAAUCGUCCGAUGAUUGUGGAAAUUUUACCACGUCUUGGUAAGUCCAAUAUAAGUAUUAUUACCAAGUUUCAAGUCUGCGUGUAUUUAUAACCGAACAAAAACUCCCAAAAGUUUAAAUUCCUUAAAAGCUUGAAAGUGGCUAAAAAGUUCAAAACGUCAUUCGUGUUUUUAUAAAAUAAUAAAAACGAGAAAUUGUACGUUUUCCUACGUUUUUUACCACUUCAGUGCUUUUAUUUAAAAAAUGGCAUCGAAAAUCAAAAAAUGAUCUGUUUAAAGUACAAUUUAGGCAACUUGAGUUUUCAAAAAAGUUGCUACGCUUAUACAUCGGAGCAAGUUUACUAGGAAAAAACUUGUCCAUGGACUAGAACAAAGAAAGAAAGAAAAAAAAGAAAUAAACAGCAAUGUAAAACCAAUAGCUCCCUCCUCGCUACGUUCGAAAUCUAAAAUGUAUAAAUUAGUUUUACGGACAGACUGACAUGUAUACGGUCUUAUGUCAAAUCAAUUUACAAACUUGUUUCGCGCGGUUUCUUGCCAUCGGUAUACAUUCGAUAUCGCAUCGAUGGUCGGUUGUCUGUUGGACCAUUAAGUUUUAUUUUGGCACGUUUCAGCAUUAUUAUAUGUACAGGAGAGAAACAUUAUAACAUUUAUUUUCGUUUCGCUAUAAUUAUGAUUUAUUAUUAUUAUUGCGGCGAAUAGUAGAAAAUUCGACAUUUUUUGUAGGGCAGUUGAUGGGUGGGCGGUAGAUAGGCAGGCGAGUAAUACUCCGUCAUAUUCCUCUAAAAAACGUGAAAUACGGAUCGACGUCAUUGCCGCAGGCCGCGGAUAUUUCUAGUACACGCAUGUAUACGAAUCAUACAUAUGAAAAUGAUACGAUAAUUAUCGGCUUUAACUACAAAAUAUCGCGCGUCGCGGUUUUGUUUUUAUAAUAACAAUAAUAUCUAUGAUAUUUUUUUUUUUUUUUUUAUCAAAAUGAAAGAAUUCCGAUGCAUUUUUACUCGGAUGGAGAUUUUUUUUUUUUUUUUCAUUAUUAAUUUCGUUGCUGCAUAUUGUUGUUUGUGUAACAAUAAUAAUAUAGAAGUUACAUUGUGUACAAGUUGUUUUUUUUUUCGGACGCGCAAAAUGAUUACUCCAUUAUAACAUCGUGUAUAUAUAUAUAUAUAUAUUAAAUUAUUAUAUACACUCUCGCGGGAAAAGCAGCUGCAGCAGUGCGAAGGGGAUGAAGACGCGGGCGCGGCGAAGUUUUUUCUCGUUUGCCCACCCCGUGUCUCACCGUUUCCGAGAACCGUCCCCCCGCACGCCCCAAAAAGCCACUCCGCACACCCGCCCGCCCCAUCAACCGCCCCGCCCGACCCGCCGGUCGGGGCGGCAGAGUCUUCUCCGCCGCGCGCCGCAGGCGGGAACCGUUGCCGCGCCGCGUAUAAACCCGCCGCGCGGAAUGAACGGCUUUGAAUUCUUCUCAUAACUUAACCUCGCUCUUCCGUUUUAAUAAAACCCUUCGCCGCCGACACUAUCCGCCGCGCGACCCCGCCGCCACUACGCCGUACGCCGCCGCCCGGGUGUAAUAUGUAUACGCGCAUAUUAUUUAACUUCCUUCCACCGGCCCACCUCCCCUACCGCCUUCCCCCCCCACCCCCCGGUCACCGAUGAUGCAGUGUAUAUAUAGCGUAAUCGUCGCAUCAUUCUGCGAGUUACUCGCGUCUCUCUCUCGUCGAGGACUCUCGCAGAGAUCCGUGAAUAACACGCUCGCGCGAAACGUGUACUGCCGUAAGUACACUCGUAUACAUAAUGCAUUAAUACUUGCGCUCGAAAUUAUAAUAUUCUCCUCGGAAAACGGAAAACGAUACGCGAAUCGGUCGCCAGUGGUGGAAUACGAACCUAAAAUAACCCAGCAGCGACCUAUUUAAUCUACCGUCCGCAAUACCCACACGCCAAUGUUCCUGAUAUAUUUCAAUACCUUCAAUGGGUUUUAUUAAAUUAGUGUAAAUAUUAUUUAAUAAUUUCGUAUUGAGCACACACCUACUUCUAAAUCGUGAAAAAACAUUCGUGAAGAAUCGGUCGGAUUCUCAAAGAUCGUAUAACUGCUAACGAGCCUUGAGCCGUGAAAUUGAUUAGAGAAAACUAUAUCUGACGUACCGACUACAUUUAAUAUGUAAUUAAAUUAUUCCCCGUAUACAUUUUAGGGUAUUUUCGAUCAGGGUGGCUAACCUCCCAUCUUCAACCCUAUUCAGUCUACUUCCUUCAUUGGCCUUGUUCAAAUACAAAACAUGGCUGAUAUACUGCUAAUGGGUGUGCUUUAGGAGGAAAGUUGGAAGGGAAAUAUACACGGAGUACAAUAUUUUUAGAUUCAGAGUUAAGCAAGGGAUCUAUUAAUGUGAUUUUUUUCUGUCUGUAAAAACUUUUGAAUAGAAAACUUCCUUCAAUCGAAAAAUGAUUGAAGACCUUUUUUGAUGAAUUUUUGAUCUAGUUGCUCACAAAGUAGGUAGGUUUUUGAUUUUCUAAGUAGUUUUCAUAAUAAUUCGGAAAAAUAGGAAAAAAGAUUAAAAACGAUAAAUUUACUGCGUUAUAGUUCCUUUAUUUUAAAUUUUACUUUUUAUGUUUAAUACCUGAAAUAUUACUCUAAUAAAAAAACUACAAAAGAUUUUUUUGUUGCAUUCUUAAUCUAGUUCGUAAAUAAUAAUGUUGUUUUUUUUUUAAUAACUGAGUAAAACUGAAAAAAGAGACAGACAUACUUCAUACGAUGGGUGCAGCCUCUGUUUUUGGUGAGAAGUUCAGAGGCAGGAUAUAGAGGGGAAAUUAAAUUGUAUCUGUAAGCAACGAUAAACCAUUGUUUUAUUAAAAACGAUUCUGUGCGGAAUUCAGUUGAUAGUAGUAGUGCACGCAGGAUUUUUUUCGGGAUGGGUUUUGUCUAUAAUAAUUUCCUAAAGAGAGCAUAGCAGAGCACAGCAUUCUCCUUUCCUGGAGAAACUCUUGGGGAAAUCGAAAAAUGACCUUCUUGAAGUACCUUCCCAGUUAGAUUUCUUUUUACAGAAAGUGAUAUCAUUGUUAAUCGGAGCAAAAUUGCUGGUUGAAAAUUUGUCAACAGGAAAAAAAUCAUAGUAUUUUACUAAUAUAUUUCGUACACUUUCCCGUUUUUUCUCACUUUUUCCUUUUUAUUGAGAAAAUUUCCAGGAAAAAUUUUCAAAAAAUUUUCUUAAAGAACUACUUCAAGGAAAUUCUCUUCCAGAAAAGGGGCUACGUUGUAUACAUCGGAGUUAGCUUUCAAGGUAGACCAGUGUUCGAAUUAAAAAAAAAAGAAAAGAAAUAAACAUCUUUGUAAAAUCAAAACCUAGAAAGAACGGGAAAAUUUACGCAAAUAGUACUUUUAUUAUUUUAGAUUUUGUUUUUUAUGUAAUUUUUAUUUAAUAAGUACUUUAUGAAUAAAAUUGUUCGACCAAACAAAAAUGAUUGACCAUAAUUUAACAGAAGCUUUAUUUUAAGUUUAACUUAUUAGUAAAAAGAAGUUGAGUAUAAUGCAGUAUUUUUUUUUUUUAUACUUUAUUUGGAACAAUAGGUUAGAUAUUCGUUUUAAGAUUAGAUAAUCCAGUAUUUUGUUAUACCAGCAUAGUUUCAGGAAUAGUAUCCUCUAAUCCCACGAAUAAAAAGCUUCUAUUUUGUGUUUUUAUAAUUUUAUUUUCGGAAAACAAUUUUUUGGUUAUGAAAAAAAUCUCCGAAACUUUUUUUAUUGUCUUAAAAAUGUGGAUGUCUUUUAACACGGUGAUACCUAUGUGAACACUUUUUUUUAAGUACCAUAUAUGCCAAUAAUAGUUAAAAAAAAAAAAAAAAACUACAGAAUAUUACCCCCAAUAUUAUAUAAAUAUUUAAUUUGGUUCUAUACAUUUAUCAUAACGACCGUGCGACUUAAAUAAAUAUAUCAAGAUAAAAAAAAAAAAAAAACGAGUUUUGUACUAUAGUUUUAAAAUAUUUUAUAGUCCGUUAUUGUUCUCACCAAGUCAAUAUAACGACCUGGCCGUCGCGUCGUUGUCGUCUUGUUUUGUUUUCAAGUUUUUUUUUUUUAUAUAAACGUGAAGUUUUGCGUGUUAAUAAAUAUUUAAUUUGCUUCUUUUGACAUUUUUUCGCACAUUCCAAAUAUUAUUCUUAUGCGACCGAAUUUAUUUCGUGUUUGUAUACACAACAUGUUUUUAUACUCGAGCAGUCGAACGUGAAUAUAUUCAUAUUUCCACGUGAUGUCAUUUUUCCUGAGUUUUUUAAUAUUCAGUUUAGUUACCCCUCCCACAAUCAGUGGCUAUGAAUAGACAUUAUGAACACAAUUAUAUACAGACAUAAGAACAGUUGAAAUUCGCGUUGAAUGUUGAAUUCAUAUUAUACGCAUUAUGCGUGUAACAAUUGAUAAAACUUGAUUAUUUUGCAGCUAUUCUGGAUGCUUUCGGAAUAUAUGUUUAAUACAAUAUUUUGUUUUAUACUUCGUACAUCACAUCAGGUCUAAAAAUUGUAUACAGGAUAUGACAGUUUACUAUAAUGCGUGUUAAGGAAUUUAAUUAUAAUCUAUGGAGUGUAGUAGAUUAUAUGUUGAAAUGCUUGUAUACCUACAAUACAAAUUUAAUUUACAUACUGAAAAGUGUAUAGAUUAAAUGUUGCUGGUAGGUUUAAUAGUAAUAAUAAUAAUUUCCAUAAACGAAUUUUAUUUUUGUUGUUCUUUCUAUGGUUUUUCAUCGUUUUUAGAAAUUAAUAAUAUGUUCUCGUAUCGUCAUUUUGGCAUUAACAAAUGACAAAUUUGGAUUUUAACUUUUAAAUAAAUUUGAAUUAUGUUUUUUUUUUUUCUUAUAUUACAUUGACCAUUGUGGGAUAUUGUUUAAACACUAUACACUUUGUGUAAUUUUGUAUCCUCACUCAUUUCAACUUAAAUCAGUAUUAACUAUUGAUUUUCCAACAGCUAUCCUCCCCGUUUCCGUUUCCACACAGAUUCAAAAAAAUAAUAUUUGGCUACAAAUUUAAAUGUGUAGAACAUCAUUAUAUUAUAGAUUUUCCGUUUAUGAAUUAUAGGAUGAUUUAAAAUUUAAAUCGGUAAAAAAUAAGGAAGGGUAACAAAUAAAUUGAUCAUAAUUAUGGUAUAAUGGAUCACAAUAAAUGAAUCACACUCUGUAAAAUACAAAUGUUCAGGAUUUAUUGUUGGCUAAAUUAUGUUUAAAUUUGAUUUAAGAAGAUAUUAGAUUAGUGCGUCGACGUGUAGUGCACAUUUUUUUAAUUCUGUUGUGUAUAACGCGACAAAAACAACUAAUCGAUCGAUAAUUGGCAGCCAAAUGUAUAGGUAUUGAAGUUUUUUGAUUGUAUCGUUGAAUAGUUUAACUAUAUUGCUUUUUAAUUUUCGAUAAUAUAAUCGGAUAUUAUUAAAAUUCCGUGACCCGAUCGUAUCGUAGUUUUUCUAUUUACGAAUUCUAAUAAAAUAUACAAAUAUUCCGCAGUUUAUUGUUUGAUUUAUUUGUAUUAUUAUUAUUAUUUUUGUUUUUGUACUUUUCACGUGUUUCUUAUACAUAUAUAUAUAUAUAUAUGGAUGGAUCAAUGGUGCCUUAUUAUACUGUUGGAUUAAACAUUUUUAUAGCCAACUUUAAAUAUUCUUAUAUUAAAUUUUUUUAUCAUCUAAAAACGUUAAACAAAGCGACGAGGCUUAAAAUGUGUUUUGAAAACUAUGCAGGUAGAUACCUGAUAUAUAGUAGAUAUCUACUCAUCGAAAAUUGAUUUUAAUUGAUAUUUUAGAAUAUUUUAAUCAAAAUAAAUAUUAAAAAUCGUUUAGGUAAAACCAGUUUUCUGAACCGAUUUCAUUAUACCCAUCGCUGAAAUUAUAACAUAUUAUGUGUUUUGCUUAAGAAAUCAUCGUUUGGAAAUUACACAGAUUUCAAGCCCUGCGAAAAGAUUUCCGCAAAAAAAAAUAUAUACAUAUAAAGAGUGUAACUAGGCUUUUUGACACUCUGUAUAUCUGCCAUAUAAAAUAUAGGGUUAUAAAUUUGAAAGAAAGCUUUUUCUUUUGGCUGAUUGUAAAACGAAUUUUAUUAUGAAAUUUAUUUUGCAUUUUUCGCCAUUUUAAAUUGUUUAGGUUAUUUUUUUUACCUGUAAAGGUCAUUUUUUUCUGUUUAGUUCUUUUUACAUUAAUUACAUAUUUUUAAAUUUACUCAGGCUAAAUUAUAGAGUCAUAUUUAUAUUUUACAUCCUUGUUUUAAAAUAUAUAUAUAUAAGCCAAAUCUGUAUACAAAUAAGUACCAACUAUGUUUUAUUUGUCACGGUUCGAUAAGAUAAGGUGGAUUGUGGCCAUUAAUUAUUGCGGUAUCUGUAAACAAUUUGGUUCUUUAGAUACUAUUUUUAUUUAGUAUUCUAUGAUUUUAAGGGAUUUUUAAUGUAUUUUUAAUAAUGCAUUAAAUUCACAGCCCCAGUAAUAAUAAAUAAUAAAUAAUGACAACGUAAAUAAAUAUAUUUAUUAAACGAAAGCAAAUAUGAAUAAAUAUCACUGAUUAAAAAAAAAUGAUAUAUGACAGUUCGACAGCAAUAAUAUUUCUCCCGUAUAGUUUUUAUUUUAUACAAUAUAAUAUUCACGACGACGUAAGGAAAAAAAUAAAGACACGUGCAUUUUUUUUUAUAAAAAUAUUUUCUCCAUACGAAAUUAUGGUUUUUUUUUUUUUUUUUGUUCGCUGACAGAAAAACAUAAAUAAAAAAAAAAUUAAUUCUAUAUAAACGCUUUAUGGGAAAAUACUCUUAAAUUUAACUCGACACGAUUAAACAUUAUGUAUUAUUGAAUAUUUAUAGGCCUACUCGAGUGCAUAUUUGUAUUUAAAUAAAUAAUAUUUUGCAUCCAUAAAAUAUUGUUUAGGGAUAAAAGUAGGAAAACAUUCGAGAGAGGAGUUGCAAAAAACAUUUGACCUCUGUAUCACUGUUAGUAAAUUUACUAUUUAAAUUUCAAAUAUGAGUUAAAGAAUAAUUUAUGUAUCGGGGGAGGUUUGAAGCCUCUCCCCGCGUUCGCCACUGAAAUCAGAACUGCACAUUUAAGAAAAUCCUAUAACGAUGACAUUUCCGAUUUAACAUAUUUUUAUCUUAUUUUAAUUUGUGUGUAUGUGUGUGUUUGAUUACAGGCCUAGAAGCUCAAGUACAAGAGACGUCCAAAGACCUAUAUUGGUUUUGAUGAGAUUAUGCUGUUUUUAUAAUAACACAACUAUAUAUACGUAUUAUAUAUUUUACAACAUUAUCAGCAGUCUACAGUUGUCGUCAACAUGAUAUAAUAUUCAUUAUUACGAAAUAAGUGGUUUUUAAAAAAAUAUAUACGCAAAAUAUAUAGCAACUAAAUAAAUAUCUGCAUCGGUCAUCGCCCUAUAUACACUCGUAUAAUAUGAU
Messenger RNA from Cinara cedri, 49415 nucleotides. The record is from the annotation of a GenBank genome assembly. Lineage: Eukaryota; Metazoa; Arthropoda; Insecta; Hemiptera; Aphididae.